AUGACGUAUCACUAUGAGGGCGAUGCUUACAUUAAGGAGGUAAAGAGGCGGCUAGCCUGGUAUGGCCCAGAUCCUUCGGAAGAGGUAAUUGUCCUAAUCAUGCACGAGUUGUAUGAUGAACUGAGCAGCACGGUAAGCUCAGGUUGUGCAGAUUGGGGCUGUGGACAACCGGUCUUACUCCCCAGUGGCAGUGUGCAUCCUAGGGAACAGAAGAUAUCGUCCUUCCUCCCCAGGGGCAGAGCGAGUUUCAGGGAGAGGAGACAACCGGUCUCUCUCCCCACUGGCAGGGUGAGUGUCAGGAAGAGAAGACAACCGGUCUCUCGCCCCAAGGGCAGACCGAGUCACAGGGAGAGGAGAGCAGUGACCUCUCUCCCCAGCAGCGGUAUACUUUACAGGGAGAAGAGACAAGCGGUCUCCCUCCCCAACAGCAACCAGAGGUACCUGAGGUAGCGGACCUCAUAGACUGGUCCUGGGAGGACCCCCAAAUGGCAGGUGGAGAUGGGACCCAGGUCUCUCUACCGGCCCUACAGGGAUGCUGGGCAACCGGCCCAGAUCCCCAGUGGCUGCUAGAGCUACAGGGAGAGGAGACAACCGGUCUCUCUCCCCAGCGGCAGCAGGAGUACCAGAAGGAGGAGGUAAGCAAUCCCUCCCCUACCCUCCCCAGCUAACUCCUAACCUAGUACCAGGGUUAGCGGAGGAGACGUUAACCCCCACUGGCCUCCUCUCAGCAGAAGAGCUGGCAGCCGGGCAGAACGCAGUUGGCCUCUGCCCUCCCCUUUCCCCUCGUCCAGAGCUUGAAUUCCUGCAAGCUACCCCAGCAGAAGAGCUGGCAUCAGGGCAGAGUGUCGCUGGCCUCUGCCCUACCUACCCCCUUGUUACAGGACAGGAUUGUACACCCCUUACCCCAGCAGAAGCGCUGGCAAAUGGGCAGCCUCUGUCCUCCCCUGGUCAGUGAUUCAGGAACUGACUACCCACUUCCCUACCCAGCUGAAGCGCCGCUGGCCUCUGCCCUAAUUUUUAAAACACUGUUUCUGCCCUUAGGACUUUUAACUGGAACAGAUUAAAACAUCUGGCGGCGACCAUCUUAAAUUGUCCAGCAGUAAGUGAAAGAGUGUGUGCUGUGUGUGUGUAACUGUGAUUGUGUCUGUCUGUGACUGUGUGUGUGACUGCCUGUGACUGUGUGUCUGUGUGACUGUCUGCCAGUGACUAUGUGUCAAGGAUCUUACCUGAAGUGGGAGUCCGGCACGCAGAGUUGAGGCACCCUUUGCAAAUCGACACAGACCGAGGGGACUCAGGACAGAAAUCCCCAAGGCUGUGACACAGUGCACUGGGGCUGAAAUAACCAGUGCUUCCUGGAACGCAGUACAGACAAAGGAUAUCCAGAAGAGUAGUCAGUAUCAGAAUCAGAAGUCAGGACGGGCGGCAAUCAGGCGAAAACAGUAGACGAGCAGGGGAUCAAAAGCAGGAGUCAGAUGAACAGCAGUGAAACCAAACAGGAACAGGAAACACGAUCUGACAACGAGAACCAGCCUUGCGGGGUUUAAAUAGGGAGUCUCAGCCAAUCAUCAAGGAACCAGGAACAGGUGUGCACAUUCCAGGCGUACAGGCUCAGACUACAGGAUACCAAGAACAACCAGAAACAGUCAAAGAUGCGUGGAGCUCAAUGCAAAGAUACCGACUGGGAUGCAGGAAACUCAGGUUUGAUCCCAGCCAGACCCAAAUACACAAUAUUGUGUAAAGCACAAUGGUGAUCCUGACACUAUGUGUGUAUGACUGCCUGUGAAUGUGUGUGUGUGUGACUGUCUUCCUGUGACUGUCUGUGACUGUAUGCGUAACUGUCUGCCUGUGACUGUAUGUGUGACUGUGUGUUGUGCGAUUGUCUGACUGUGACUGUGUGUCAAUGUCUGCCUGUGACACUGUGUGACUGCCUUUGACUGUGUGUGUAACUGUCUGCCUGUAACUGUGUUCUCUCUGCUCUGCUCCCUCGCGCGCCAUUUGCUGAGGCAGAGAGCCGGAAUAUGUGACAUACAGUAAACAGCCCGUGAGGGAGCAGAGAAGAAAGAACACAGCUCCCUCGCCGCGUCUGACAGGAACUCUGCUGCCCGUCACACUGAAGCCCCGCUGGACCCCAGGGACCGAUCCACGCCAGCUCUCCAGGUAAGGAGGCUGGGUGGACAUUUAAUAUUAAUCAUUUGUGUCUGAAUGUGUAUGUGACUGUGAGUGUGUGUGUAUGUGUGUGUCUGUUUGUGUGUCUAUAAGUGUUUGUUUGUCUGUAAUUGUAUGUGUGUGUCUGUAAGUGUGUGUAUGUGUUUCUGUAAGGGUAUGUGUGUCUGUAAGUGUAUGUGUGUCUGUAAGGGGGUGUAAGUGUGUGUGUGUGUCUGUGAGUUUACGUGGGUAUAUCAGAGUGUGUGUAUAUGUCACAUCCUGUUCUGUUCUGCAGAGAUGUCUGGUAUCCAGUACCCUUUUUACAAUUCUUGUUUAGUUUAUCUUGGUUUUUCUGGUUUUCUAUUCUGUGUCUGGUUUUCUUUUUGCUGUGUUUUCUGGGUUCAUUCGUUUAUUCCGUUCCUGGAAUUCCCAGUCUCGUAGAUUCCUUUAAAUGUUUGUUUUUUGUUGCCACACCCGUUCCUUUCCCAUUAAUCCUUUUGUUUCAGUUGGUUCCUGCAGGCAGUUGCUCCAUGUCCUCUGACCCUUUCUUGCAGGUAAGUGCUGUGUGUGUUUUAUUCUUAUUUAUUUAGUCAUGCAUAGCUAGGUAGAUAGGAACCCACCGUAAUUGUGGUACUUUGACGCAGUGGUGGGCUGCAUACAUCUUGGCCAUUUAUGUAUGUCUAAAUCUCCUAUGUUUAUUGCACAUAUUAGUACUUAGUUAUGUCUCCUCUUGUUUUGCCUUGCAUCUCUGGUCGUACAGUACUGUCCUGCCCUGUUCAUGUUUCCCUCAUGUCUUGUGUACAUGUUGUGCUAUCCCCAAUGCUGUUCUGCAUAGGCCUCAACCCCCUUAGCCAGAUAAUCAAAAAGAGUGGAUACGGAUACAGGUUCAAGAGUGGAGCUGCCAUCAGCCACCUACUCUACAUGGACGACAUCAAUUUUCUUUUUAUUGUUUAAGCAUGCGUGGGACAGGCAUAAGGCUAUCCUAACUAUAAGAUAAGGCCAGGGACUAAUGAAAGUAUUUAGAAAAUUGGGCAGACUAGAUGGGCCAAAUGGUUCUUAUCUGCCGUCACAUUCUAUGUUUCUAUGUUCUGGGUUCUGCUUUCUGUCCUGCUCCGGUUCUGGGUUCUUCUAGUCAUGUCUUGUAUUCUUGUUAGUUGCCUGUCCUAGUCUUGCCUUGUUUCUGUACUGGAUACAUUUCUGCUGCAGAUCCCCCCUAUCCAGUUCCUGGGAGGUGUGCAUAUCAUCAAGCUCCUAGCUCUUGGAAUCCGCAGAAGCUGCAUAAGGGCCCUGGUAUGUGGCCGCACAAAUGCUGGUGCUCAACACCAGCGGGCGUGUGGUUACCCUGCACCAGGCCCUGAUAGUCCAUUUCCAUGCUGAGACUCCCAUCAUCAUCAGACACUCAGGGGUCCCGGUCUCCGUACCACCAUCCGUGAUAGUAUAUGAGUGUAUGUGUGUGUGUCUCUACAUGUGUCUGUAUGUAUGUCUGUAUGUAUGGGUCUCUGUGUGUAUGUAUGUCUGUAUGUAUGUGUCUGCAUGUGUAUCUGUUUGUCUGCAUGUGUGGUUGGGCAGGGGCGGGGACGUGUGGGGUAGGAGGUAGAUGUAUGGGGGGGCCCCAGGGCAAUUGUCGCACCGGGGCCCCGUGGUUUCUAGUUACGCCUCUGUGUGUGUGUGUAUGUAUCUGACACACAGAUACACACACACACUGGUACAUAGUAGCACACAGGUACACACACUAACACACAGUUACUCACACCCUGACACACAGUGUGUGUGUGUGUGUGUAUCUGUGUUUCAAAGUGUGUGUAUCUGUAUCUGUGUUUGUGUGUGUCUGUGUAUCAGGAUGUGUGUAUCUGUGUUUGUAUGUGCCAGUGUGUGUAUCUCUGUGUCAGUGUCUAUCUGUGUGUGUGUGUGUGUGUGCAUGUAUGAAUCUGACACACAGAUACACACAUAGUGACACACAGAUACACACACUGACACAGAUAUACACAUGUUGACACACAGUGUGUAUCUGUGUGUCAAGGUGUGUGUAUCUAUGUGUCAAAGUGUAGUUAUCUGUGUUUGUAUGUGCCAGUGUGUGUCAAGGUGUGUAUACGUGUUUGUAUGUGCCAGUGUGUGUAUCUCUGUGUCAGUGUGUGUGUGUGUAUGUAUCUGACACACAGAUACCACACACUGGCACACCAUGACAUACAGGUACACACACACUCAGAUACACAUACACACACUCAGAUGCACACAGUUACAUAUACACACUUGCACCCACAGAUACACACACUGGCACAUACGCACACAGAUACACACAUUGACACAUAAACACAGUGUCAUAUAAACACACUGACACACUCAGAUACACACACACACACAUAGGCACAUACAAACACACUGAUAUACACUGGCACAUACACACACACAUACUGACACACACACACACUCAGAUACACAAUGUGACACACACACAAACCUUGACACACAGAUACACACACUGACACACUCAGACACAUACUCUUUGACAGACACACAUACACUUUGACAGACACACAUACACUCUCACUGAAAAACACACAUACUCUUUUACAGACACACAUACAAACACAUAUACAAUCUCAGUGACAAGCACACAUACAUUCUCACUGACAAGCACAUACACACUCACAGACAAGCACACAUACACUCUCGCUGACAAACACACAUACACUCUUUGACAGACACACAAAUACAUACAAACUCCCUAACAGACACAAUUUAUUUUAAUUUUACUCCACCCAGCCUCCCUACCUUUGGGAAUGCUGGCAUGGAGUCUCUAUAUCCCUGUGCUUCAGUGGGGCUGCUGAGCUAAGCGUGCGGUCCCUGGGGUCCAGUGGGGCUGCUGAGCAGCUGGUGUGCGGUUCCUGGGGUCCAGUGGGGCUGCUGAGCGGCUGGCGUGCGGGCGGCGAGGGAGCAGUGAUCUCCCUGCUUAGCUCCCUUGAGCGCCUCUUAGUGAUGCCGGAGCCGGAGUGAUGUCAUAUUCCGACUCCGGCAUCACUGCUGUGCGCGUGAGGAAGCUGAGCAGGGAGAUCACUGCCCAAUGCUUCCUUCGCCACCCGCGGCUUUUUGUUUUCACAAAUUUUGGCGGAACCCCAUUUGUGUUCUCGCGGAACCCCAAGUGGAAAACGCUGGUCUAGGGCUCAGCUAACUAGAAUGUUAGUUAUUAGCAAUAUCAGUUUCCUACUUAUUUUAGCAUCAGCUGACCUGCUACAGAAAACUACACAAAUAAGCUGUAUUUGAGCUGGUGAUAGGUAUAGGACACUCAAAGUAUGUUCAGAGUGGUUAUACAGUCAUUGUUAUACGUCACUGAUUAUAGCUUUUUAGAAGAGAGUUGCUUUAUGCUUUAUAUACACUGGUUUUGUUGACUAGUGCUUUGUUUGUGAGUUGGCCAUUAGUAAUACAAUGUAACACACAAGUACAGAUUCCACUUAUAUGGAAUAAUUAAUGCACAAGCAUACACAAUGAAUCAUUGUUUCCACUGAAAGAGACUUAGACAGCACUGUUCUGACCUCAGAACAAAGCUUUAUCAUCCUGACCAAUGCAUCACCCUAAGAUGUUUUUUUUUUUUUUUUUGUGUGUAAGUCUAUCAUUGAAUCUCUUGAUGAUAUAAGGAGCUGCCACACUUACACAUUUAAAGAGACAAAACAAAACAACAUUAGCUUAAUGAAGCAGUUUUUCUAUAUACAUGCGUCUAAAGUUUUACUGCUCAAUUCUUUGCUAUUUAGGAGUUAAAUCACUUUUGUUUCUGUUUAUGCAGCCCUAGCCACACCUCCCCUGGCUAUGACUGACACAGCCUGCAUGAAAACAAAAUGGUUUCAUUUUCAAUCAGAUGUAUGUUACUUUAAAAGUGUUGUACUGCUCUGUAAAUUGAACUUUAAUUACAUACAGAAGGCUCCUACAAGGUCUAGGAAGCUAUUAACAGAGUAGGAGAUAAGAAAUUCUAAAUUAAACAGAAUUUGCAAUAAAGGAAGUGUAAAGUGUGUCACAACAAGUGACCCCAACACACAGAAUAUAACCCAAAUUAGAAAACUUAUUACCGGACCUUAGAAUGGCCAGGUUUAAUGUAGAUAGAAUAGUCGAGGUAUAGCCAAAGUCAAGGAUAACGAUAAGGAGUAGCCGAGUCAGGAAACCAGAGAACAGGAUAAACGAGAAAACAAGCCGAGUCAGGAUACCAGAAAGUAGAAUAGUCAAUAUAACACAAGCCAAGUAAAAUACCACAACACUCAGACAGAAAUCAGUAUAGCAUUAGAGCAGGGGUGAGAAAUAUUGGCCCUCCAAAUGUUUUUGGACUACAUCUCCUAUAAUACAUCUCCUAUAAUGCUAGCAAUGCAUCAAGGCAGAUGCAGUCCAUAACAUCUGGAGGCCCGAAGGUUCUCUACCCCUGCACUAGAGGGAACAACCAGUGAGCCACAAUAAGGCACUGAACAAAAGCAAAAGGCACUCUUUUAUAGCGCAGUGUCUUUUGCUUUAAAUCCACGCCUCCAAAACGUCAGGGAGCAUGCAAUAUUUUGAAUUUUUAGUGGCAUAGCCACUAUGACGUCGCAUCAUAAAAGGGGGACGUGCGUGGAGCGGCCGUCAGACAUGCCGUGCCUUCGCUGGGAGGAGUCGGCACCUGGAGCAUCUCCUUGCGGGUCCCUGGGUUUAAGGUAAGGUAUCGUGACAUAGUGUAAACAUAAACAUUAAAUGACUACAGGAUUUACAGGAAGUGUUUGGGAAGGCUGUGUAAGUCACAUGCAGGUAGGAGUGACUAGGGCUGCAUAAACAAAGCGAUUUAACUCCUAAAUGGCAGACAUUUGCUGUGAGACUUCAGGGGCAUGAUCUCUACACCAAAACUGCUUCAUUAAGCUAAAGUUGUUUUGGUGACUAUACUGUCCCUUUAAAGAAACAUUAUUGCUUUAGGAAUACAAACAUGCUAAUGUUAUACUAUUACCCAAUGUAUUUUGGAUUUUUGAUAAUUUAUUUGGAUGAUCUCAGCCAGGGCCGCCAUCAGGGGGUGACAACCAUAAUGGUUGUCAUGGGCCCGGCAGUCCUUAGGGGCCCGGCCCCCAGGCCCCACGUGUAGCGGCGGAACUGCUGCCGGUGCAGUAGCACCGUGGCCCGCACGCUGAUGGGGCCCAUUGGGUGGCACAUGCACUUAGGGCCACCCGAUGGGCCCCAUAUCUUCAGGGGCCCGGUCAGCGCUGUGGCCGUGGUAUAGCGCGACCCGGUCCCUUUAAAAAAAAAAAAAAAAAUGCCACCGCAGUGCAAGUGCUGCUGGGAGGAAGUGGUCACUUCCUCCCAGCUCACUCUGCGCGGGAGGAGCGCGCGCGCGGCAGUGAGGAAGAGCCGCGACGACUACUCCCAUCAUCCCCAGCCACCCUCCUGCAAAGACAAGGUAAGAAACAGGAGGGUGGCUGGAAAAUGAGCUGUGUGUGUGUAUGUCUGUCUGUAUGUAUGUAUGUAUGUCUGUAUGUAUGUAUGUAUGUAUGUCUGUAUGUAUGUAUGUAUGUAUGUCUGUCUGUAUGCAUGUCUGUCUGUAUGUAUGUCUUUAUGCAUGUCUGUCUGUAUGUAUGUAUGUAUGUAUGUCUGUGUGUAUGUCUGCAUGUCAUAAUGAAUGUGUGCAUGUAUGGAUGUCAGUGUCUGUAUGAAUGUAUUUAUGUAUGUCUGUAUGCAUGUCUGUAUGCAUGUAUGUCUAUCUGUAUGCAUGUCAUUAUGUGUGAAUGAAUGUCAGUGUAUGUACGUCUGCAUGUCAUUAUGAAUGUGUGUAUGUCUGUCUGUCUGUAUGAAUGUAUGUAUGCCAGUAUGAAUGUCUGUCUGUAUGUCAUUAUGAAUGUGUCUGUGUGUCCUUAUGCAUGUGUGUCUGUAUGUAUGUUAGUAUGUGUCUGUCACUAUGUACGCCUGUGUGUCUGUAUAUGUGUGUAUGUCUCAGUAUGUGUGUGCCAGUAUGUAUGCCUAUAUGCGUAUCAGUAUGUGUGUCUGUUAGUAUGUAUCAGUGUGUGUGUGUGUGUAUCUAUGUCCUUUUGUAUCAGUGAAUGUGUUUCUGUCUGUGUGUGUAUUCCUGUGGGUGGGAUUUGGAGGCAGUCUCUGUGGGAGGUUUUGGAGGCUGGCCCCCAGGGGCCCAGACCCUGAGCUCAGUUAGGGGCCCCAAAAUUAAUGGUCCUUUUUUUUUUGUCAAUCUUUAUUUUAUUGUGCAAAUAGUGAACAAAGCUGGUUUGUUACGCCACAACAAACCCAAAUAAUAAUAUACAUGCUAUAAUAAUGUCAUGGCAUGCAGAUUUCUUGCAAAGUUUUGGUAAAUGUAGAUGAAUACAUGCUAGUCAGGUAUGUCUAUUUUGAAUGAGAAUAUAACAGUUAGCUAUCUUGCGAGAAGGUCUGGUCAUAUGUCACAAAAAGAAAAACAUAAAUAUUAAAACAGAAGAGUGGCAUGCUUAGUCUAAAUAUCUGCUUCCUUCCUGACCUUUAUGCUAGGCUGGGUGAAAUAUAAGUAACAGGCUAAAGUGGGACACUACCCCUGUUGGGUCACUAGGCAUGGGGGGAAACAGGUCUUGCAAACUGGUAGGUUUAAAUAAAAUGAUAUAAGUAUGCCUAUGUAAGUACGUAAUCAAUGUUCGAUUAGCGUGGAGUAGUGCCCCCCUGGGAUCCUAUGUGUGGUCAAUGAUGCUUGUGGGCAGUGGUGCAUGAAGUAAGCUUAUACAUAACAGUAGAUUCGAUGAUGUCUAUUUUUUUGGGGCCUCGUGCCCCACCUUCUCCUCAUUUGGCUCAGGUGAGCUGUGCCUACCCGAAAGCAACAACAACCCGGAAUUGGCCUUUAAGGCCACGGAGCGCCCAAGACAGAGCGCCCAGGACCACCGAGUUUCUCCUGGAGGGUGAGGCGGUCCUGGGCGCUCUGUCUUGGGCGCUCAGUGGCCGUAAAGGCCAAUUCCGGGUUGUUGUUGCUUUCGGAUAGGUUCCAUGAGUCUGCUCCCCAGAUGGCCCCCUUCCGUUGCCGGCCUUUCAUGGUAGUGGAGCUGGGGGGGUUUGCUGUGUCCCACCAUUUGACUACCCGUUUUUGGCUUUGUGGCAUGGAAUUGGGCAAGGUUUCCGGUUCUGGAGGUCACAUGCGGGCCUCAAGCUUCUCCCAGAAGGAGUUGAAGAUUCUAUCGAGGCGGAGCUCCAUUUCCCUCUUUGCACUGCAUAGGCCUGCGGCGUGGGAUGCAUCCGCCAUUUUGUAGGCCUCAUUAGAAUUAGGCUCAGGACUUCGUGGUCGUGUCGCUUUGACACUAAUUUGCAGGGGGAUUGUGAGGGGGCAGACCGGGAGAAUCCCAGCCGGUCCGUGGGGGGGGGACUCAGAGUCAGGAAGCCAGCUGUUCGUGGCGGCAGGAGAGCAGCCGUCUCUCCCGCGCCUUCCAUGCUUGUAGGCCUCACCAGAGUUUAGGGUGUGUAUUGGUUAAAAUGUCGCUUGGGUGGUGUCAUCUUGUGCUACUCUGUGUCACCUUUUUCUUGGUGGCAUUUGUAUCUAAAUUAAUUGCUGUCUAGGUCGCUGAAAUCUGCUUUUUCUGCCCCAGAUGGCAGGAGCUGUUGAGGCUAGCUUCCUCUCAGCUCUGCAGUUAGGCCCCGCCCCUUAAUGGUCCUUUAAAGGGACUCUCCAGUGCCAGGAAAACAAACCGUUUUCCUGGCACUGCAGGUCCCCUCUCCCUCCCACCCCCCAUCCCAGGGUGCUGAAGGGGCUAAAACCCCUUCAGUGACUUACCUGUAUCCAGCACGAUGUCCCUCGGCGCUGGGUCAGGGUCCACCCACGCUCUUCCCUCGCCGACGUCAUCCAUCGGGGGAGACCUACUGAGCAUGCGCGCCCGUGGCAGGGGAGACCUAAUGCGCAUGCACAGCAAUUCCGCACACGCGCAUUAGACCUCCCCAUAGGAAAGCAUUGAAAAAUGCUUUCAAUGCUUUCCUAUAGGGAUUUCAGCAACGCUGGAGGUCCUCACAUAGCUUGAGGACGUCCAGCGACGCUAUAGCACACUUUUCAUGUGCUAUUAUCACAGAAGUGCCCUCUAGUGGCUGUCUGCUAGACAGCCACUAGAGGAGGAGUUAAUCCUGCAAAGUAAAUAUUGCAGUUUAUGAAAAACAGGGUUAAGGGUUAAGGGUCGUGGGUAGUGGGAGUUGGCACCCAGACCACUCCAAUGGGCAGAAGUGGCCUGGGUGCCUGGAGUGUCCCUUUAACAUUUGAAAAGACUCAACUGUAAUAAACCUAAACAUACUCUAUCAGAACUAGUAGUGUUAGAUGCCAAUCAACUUAAAGAUACCAAGCAAUACAUUACAUUAUACACAAUUCAGGAGGCUCUCACGUUAUUACAUCUUGAUUGAUCAAUAAGGACAUACUCUCACUCCCUGAGCAACACUAAAACCUCCACUUUCGGUGACCAGCAUUAUCAUUUCAAGUUAAAAUUUCCACCGUUGUUAAAUUGUUAGUGGAUUCCAUAUAAAAUGUAGCAUUCACUGUAUUCACAAAGCUUAUUGCCUGGUUUUAGCCUACAAGAUAUAAUAUUUUCUAAAAAUAUUUAAUACAAUUUAAUUCUGUAUCUGGUUAUAACAAAUAAGGUUGAUGUUUUGUCAAACAUUCAAGUAGGGGGGAGCAUUUGAUAAAUAAUGAUCACUUUGUCCUUUGAAAUAAACUAAAAAACAAACAAAACAAAUGCACAUGGGAUAUACCAAAACAUAUAAUUUUAAAAAGACAGUUUUCAAUAAAAUAAGGACAACCACAGGGCAAAAAUUUUUAAUUUUCAAACAAAUAUUAGAAAGAUACACAUGUCUGUAUACGGCAUUGGGCAACAAAUAACAAAGAAACGAAGUGAAACCAAUGUGGCUUAUUAGGAAGGUAAGCCAAGGAAUUAAAAAGCAGAAAAGAAGAAAAAGGUAUUUUAAUUAGAUAAAUCAGAGACAUCCUAUAGAAAAUAUAAGGACGUCAAUAAUACCUAUAAGAAGACAGUUUGAUGGGCUAAACUAGAAAUUUAAAAAGUCAAAGCCAAAAAAACAAAAACGACCAACCCACAAAAAGAUAAAGUUUUUUUAAAAAGUACAUAACUUAAAAUAAUUCAAAAUUGAAAGUGUAGGUUCACUGAAAUCAGGUGAGAUGAAUGUUAGUAAAUGAAGAUAGGAAUAAGGCAAACAUUUUAAAUAAUUAUUUUAACAGUAUAUAUCAACAGGUAACCCAUGGCAAGAGAAAUGCAAAUGAUUUCUGCAAUAAAUGUGCAGAAAAAUUGUGAUUUCAGCAGGAAGCUGAAUUGUUAAAAUGCCCACACCCAAAAAGGGGAAGUAAGGGGGCAUAUCCACCUAAGUGCGUAAGUGGAACUGACACUUCUGGUGGUACCAGGAAUGUUGAAUAACAUAUAAAAAAAAUGACUUACAAAUAGUUUUUACAUUUUUUUUCAUUUGAUGCUCUUUCAUGUUACUUUGUAUAUUAAAAAUUUACCACAUGAUAUCAAAAUCCAAUUCGUGUUUCAGUAUUUUCUCUUCCACGAACUGAUAUAUGGCAAAAGAACAACGUUUAUAACAAUGAUUGACAGGCCCAAAAUGAAAUUGAUCAGUGUCAGGAUAAAUGUGUGGACUUUUACAUUUUAUUUUUCAGUGCAAAAUGUUUGUCCGGGCUCUGUUCGUUUUUGCUGCUUGUAAUGCCUCUUUUACAGAACGUGAUUCAAUUUAAUUCUGUUAUAUUGGUUUUACUUUUCCAACGGCUCCAGCACACAUUUUUAUUACCUUACCAGACCAUCUUUUUUUUUCUGUUCUCCAUUACAUCUAGAAUAUCUGUUAGGCAGCUCAGACAAUUGUUAUAUGUGAUUUAUGUGAUUCAAUGUUAGGGGCCCUUGAGGGCACAGCGAGGUAGAGUGGUGUAUCCUUUACCUAAUCAUUUAUGUGUUCCUGAUUCCUUGUUACAUUCUGUUCCCUUAUCCUUUAGCUAUCACAUUUUUGCUUUGUUUAGCCCAGUUAUUUCUUUUCUAUAGUUGUCUAUUACCCUUUUUAUAGACUACUACUAGUUUUUCACUGUAAUGAUUUUUAUUUACUAUUUUCUUACUGUCAGUAGAUAUUAUAUCUUUUAACCUUUCAGCUUUGAAAGGCUCUACCUAUCUUUGCGGUCUUGCAAUGAUAUAUUUUAUGCAAUAUGCUUCACUGUCUCUUUUUUUCCUUGUAUUUAGUUUAUGGUACCUUCGUAUAAGUUUAAAUUGCUGGGUGAAGCCCUAUAUCUUAAAACAAAGGGGACAAGAGUCUGCGCUAACUAAUAGAUAGAGGAGCAGCAACCCUAAAAAGAGAAUCCCUCAAAAAAACCUUGGAAAACAAGAGAAAAUAAAAAGAGUUAAGGGCUGCGCUUAAAAUCAAUAUAUUUUUUAUAUACUUUUUUAUUUUUUAUUUUAUUUUACUUUUUAAAUUUAUUAAUCUCAAGUGUAUCCCGUCUAAAGAAAUCCUUAGGUGGGGAUAAUUCCACCAGCGCUGUGGCAAUAGAGCAGUAUUUGUCUGCUCUAUUCUUGUAAGUAUAAUUUAUUUUAAUUAUCUUAUUGUUCCAACUGAGAGCACUAUCUGCUGUUUUAUAUAUUCUGUGGAUAACAACGGAUCCUAAGCCGGAGAGAUGGACCUAUCCUUCCAACUGCAAAGAGUCUCAUACAUCUGAGCUCGUCCUAGCUUAUGUUUAAGCAACUUGAAGGAAUCCAAGCCAGAUGGACGGACCGACUAUCCAAGUAUAUCCUGUAGUGGGGAUUAAACCACUAAGUGCCCUUUCUCCUAGAGCUGGUUCAAGCUCCAACAAAUGUGAGUACAAUACCUUUUCCUUGAUUUAUAUACCACAUCUGGAUCUGCAAUAUUUCACCAUUGGCAGCUUUUUCUUUUGUCUUUUUAUCUCCACAUAUAUGGACUAUUUAUCACACGGACGGACCAAUAUCUGAGGACUAAAACCAUACCACCAUAUACCAGUGAGAUUGUUUCAACUUACACUAUCUAAUUCCCAUAUUUGGAUGAACUUUGUUUAUUUUAUUCAUAUUAUAUCUUGAUUUUAUCCAUUGCUAUUUGCUGAUUUUACUCUUAUUUAUUGAUUUUAAGCACAGCCCUUAACUCUUUUUAUUUUCUCAUGAAGCCCUAUAUCUGUCUAUAAUAUUCAGCUGCCCCUGAAGGCAUCGUUAAAAAAAAAACGGAAAAAAAAACCUCCUUAAAUUGAAGAAUCCUUUAGGACUAAGGAAGACCCCAGCAGCACAUCUAGUAUGUAUUUUUACUGAUCUAAAUCCUCAUAAGGUAACUAAUUCUGAAGAAUUUAACUUGUUGCUAUUUUUUGCAACAUUUGUUUCACUGUUACACUCCAUCGCUGUCCUUUUAUUUUGAUAUUUAAAGGAACGCUAUUGCAUUCAUGUAUUCCUAAUGCUAAUGUUCCUCUACCUAUAUGUGGCAAUCGCUGCUGUGAGGAUUUAACGGUUGAGUUACUUUCCUUAAAUCAUGCAGCAAGUCAGUCUCUGUGGGGAAGAUCUGCCUCCUUGACUGACAUCAUCAAGCUUGAUGAUCUCAGCCAAUUAAAUGCUUUCCCAUAGGAAAUUUGGCAUUCACUGCACUGUACUGGAUCAAUCAGAUUAUCUCUAUGAACAUCUGAUUGAAAUAGCGGAGUUUCUCUUGGCUCUUUCGAUGGAACAGCCACAAGGUGUCAGGAUUCCUCCAUGUAAUUUCGUUAUACCGCCAUAUUGUUUUCAGUCUCAUCGGCAUAACCCGUCUGACUUUCGGGUUUAGCCAAUCCAUGCACGCCCAUGCGUCUGACGUGACGUAUCUCCCUUUAAAAAGGAACCCGCAACUACAGCUGAUUGCUCAAUCAAUGUGUUGUGUUUGUUGUUGUGACUCAAACACUCUUGUGUGUUUGAAGAGCUUUUGUUUCGUUCCUUUCACGGAACUCCAAUACUGAUUCCUGUGUACCGAACUUUCUGCAUGAUCCUGGCUAAGCUUUCUCUACAUUCCCUGUAUUGGAUACAGACAACAUUGGAACCCUACCUUCUCUCCAAACUACGGGUGACCAUAAUCCCUGCUACCCUGGAUGGACUUCCACACUCUUCAUCCUAAGAGUACAGAUAAAUUCACCAGUUUAAGGGAUUACUAAUUAGUUUACCCCAAAGUUAUAGCAGGAGGAAUAGGAGUCGCAAGUCUGCCCUCUGGGAUUGUUUUUACAAAGCUGCAACUAUCUAAAAAUACUAACUGCAUAUAUAUUAUUUCUGCAAGUCUAAGGACUAUAAUUCUUUGCAUCCAGAGUCUACCUUUAUUUAAUUUAUUCUACAAAUAUAUGGGCUGCAUAUUCUUUCUCAAGUUACAAAAAUCACCCGUGCUGCUUAACUGCUCCUUAAAAGCCUUAAAAGUCUUGUUUUUUUGCCAAUCAUGCAACCUCUCAUUUAAUUUACAUUUAAUUGUCAUAUCUUGUGAAGCAAUACCAAACAAGUUUGUUAUUCAUGUAUUUUUAGUUCAAGACCUUAUUCUUACAAAAGUCUGCAAAGGUGAAAUUAUAUUAUUUAAAUAAAUUAUGUUCCUUUAAAGUGACAGUACCUCAUUUCUUCAUUAACCUGCGGUUGAGUUCUAAAUAACUAAUUAAUUUAACCAGAGCAUUACACAAAGGGGCAUUUAAACCCUGCUAUGUAAACAUUGCUAUUCAUGCAGGGUUACAAUGACAGUAACAUGGCAACCACUUCACUGAAAUAUUAUCUGUUAAACAGCUCUAUGCACCCAAGCCCAGUUUUAGGCUGGUAUAUAUAUUUUAUUUAAGUAUAUUAUAUAAAAGCAAACAUGUUUCACUGUCAUAUAGGCAUUAUAGGGGAGCAACUGACAUCCAUAUACCCAAGCGCCUACCAAACAUGUAGGUCUGUUUGUAUUCAAUCAUUAUUGUGUUCAUUGUAAAUGUCUAGGCAUUAUCCAGGCACAGGGCAGAAAAUAUAGGUGAUACUCGAAAAAUUUGAAUAUCGUGCAAAAGUUCAUUUAUUUCAGUAAUGCAAUGUAAAAGGUGAAACUAAUAUAUGAGAUAGACGCAUUACAUGCAAAGCAAGAUAGUUCAAGCCGUGAUUUGUCAUAAGUGCGAUGAUUAUGGCUUACAGCUCAUGAAAACCCCAAAUCCACAAUCUCAGUAAAUUAGAAUAUUGUGAAAAGGUGCAGUAUUCUAGGCUCACAGUGUCCCACUCUAAUCAGCUAAGUAAGCCACAACACCUGCAAAGGGUUUCUGAGCCUUUAAAGGGUCUCUCAGUCUGGUUCAGUAGGAAUCACUAUCAUGGGGAAGACUGCUGACCUGACAGGUCAAAAGGUAAUUGCGAAGGAAGUUGGAUGUUCCCAAAGUGCGGUAUCAAAGCACAUUAAUAGAAAGUUAUGUGGAAGGGAAAAGUGUGGUAGAAAAAGGUGCACAAGCAGCAGGGAUGACCGCAGCCUGGAGAGGAUUGUUAGGAAAAGGCCGUUCAAAAACAUUGAGGACUUUCACAAGGAGUGGACUGAGGCUGGAGUCUGUGCAUCAAGAGCCACCACACACAGACGGAUCUUGGACAUGGGCUUCAGAUGUCGUAUUCCUCUUGUCAAGCCGCUCCUGAACAACAAACAACGUCAGAAGCGUCUUGUGGCGAAACUGGCCUCGCCACUGGGCAUUGGAGAAGACUGAUUGCCUGCCUCCUGCCAUGUGACUAUGGCCCCUGGGAUGUAUUGCCCUUUAAAGACAUGAUUUGGGCAUAAGGGAUUUGUGUUGUGCUGCUGCUAGCCCUUUAAGAACCAUCUGGGAACAUACUGUGGAGUUACUGGGUGGCCACCAUUUCCUGUAUCAGAGGCACAUGGUGAGAGCAAUGGAUGAAGCACAUGGUGAGAACAAUGGAUGGCGGCCAUUUUAACUCACAGACACUGUUUGGACUUUUCAACACGGUGCCAUCUCGCCACUAUUUGGUGCACAGAGACAUCGUGCAGUAGUUUUGGACUAUACAGCAGGGGACACAUUAUACAGUGAUUGUUUUUCAUUUAGCCUGUAUAUGUUCUGCAGAAUCUGCAUUAAACUGUAUCUUCCAAAGUACUGAACGGAUCUGGGUGAAUUUUGGAUAUGUGGUUCACCCAGAUCCCCCGGUUCCAAGGAUACUUUGUAUGGGGUUAUUGCAUGUUUUGGGGUCCCUGUGAUGUGUUUUAUGAAACUGUAUUUCUCUGUCUGUGAUAAUUAGAUUACCCAUUGUGUAAGGUAAUUGUAUCACAGGCAGAGGGGAGGAUUUUGUGUGGGAGUGUCUUUCUGUAAUGUACGGGUGUUAUUGGUUGUUCUGUAAAACCCUGUGGGCAGUACUAAAUUUGUGGAUUGGGAAUAAAAGAGGCUGUAUGUGCCAGUCCAGUUAGUUCCUGCUUAACCCUCAAAGUGAAGUGUCGUCUCAUUAUUGGGGGAGGAUUUAUUGUAUGCUGUUCCAGUUUGACUGCUAGGACUGUAAACCUAUUCGCAUGGUUUUUCCUAUUCAGCUGUAUAGAACAUUCAUAUGCUUGAGAGCAUUCAUAUGCUCCUACGGUUCGGUGGUUUUGAUGUCUGCUGCAGUGCUUGGAGUCCUCAGGAAGUGCUAGGAGCAUCCUUCAACUGAGGUACCCAGUCGGGGUGCCAGGUGAUCUGUUACACGUCUUACCUGGGCUAAAGAAAAACAAACCUGGUCUGUUGCUCAGCGGUCCAAAGUCCUCUUUUCUGAUGAGAGGAACUUUUGCAUCUCAUUUGGAAACAAAGGACCCAGAGUCUGGAGGAAGAAUGGAGAGGCACACACUGCAAGAUGCUUGAAGUCCAGUGUGACAUUUCCACAGUCUGUGUUGAUUUGGGGAGCCAUGUCAUCUGCUGGUGUUGGUCCACUGUGCUUCAUUAAGUCCAUGGUCAAUGCAGCCAUAUACCAGGAGAUUUUGGAGCACUUCAUGCUUCCUUCCGCAGACGAGCUUUAUGGGGAUGCUGACUUCACUUUCCAGCACCUGCCCAUACUGCCAAAAGCACCAAAGCCUGGUUCAAUGACUGUGGGAAUACUGUGCUUGAUUGGCCAACAAACCUGCCUGACCUGAACCCCAUAGAGAAUCUAUGGGGCAUUGCCAAGAGAAAGAUGAGAGACAUGAGACCGAACAAUGCAGAAGAGCUGAAGGCCGCUAUUGAAGCAUCCUGGUCUUCCAUAACACCUCAGCAGUGCCACAGGCUGAUAGCUUCCAUGCCACGCCGCAUUGAGGCAGUAAUUGCUGCAAAAGGGGCCCAAACCAAGUACUGAGUCCAAAUGCAUGCUUAUACUGGUCUGAUAUUGUUCUAUGUACACUCCUUGUUUUAUUGAUUGCAUGUAAUAUUCUAAUUUACUGAGAUUGUGGAUUUGGGGUUUUCAUGAGCUGUAAGCCAUAAUCAUCGCACUUAUGACAAAUCACGGCUUGAACUAUCUUGCUUUGCAUGUAAGGAGUCUGUCUCAUAUAUUAGUUUCCCCUUUUACGUUGCAUUACUGAAAUAAAUGAACUUUUGCACGAUAUUCUAAUUUUUCGAGUAUCACAUGAAUAUAUAUAGAUAUAUAUAUUUGUCUUACUUUUUUACAUUUGUACUUUUAACAAUAUAAUUGUUAAGAAAAAAGUUAAGCACAGUUUGGAAUGAAUCUGAAUGUCAAUAAUUUAAGUAAAACAUUAUAGUAGCUUUAAACCUCUUUUAUUUGUUGUGGUUCGAUGAAGAGUAACACAGGUGUAUAAAAUACAAAUAAGUCUCCAUAUAUCAACAAGAAAUGUCACAAAUAGUGACUUAUCUUGUACAACAUUUCUUUUUCUUUUUUUUUAUAUCUUAGAAACUAAAUAAAACAAAACAAAAACAAAAACUUGAUUUCUCACACACUGCAUAUCUUAAUCAAUAUAUAAAAUCAUAUAUGUGAAAUCUUGGCUUGAAAUUGUAGGGCGGAUGACUAUGGGGUGUUAAACAAGAGAGCCCCAUUUUAAAGGAUCAUAUUUUAUUCUGUGAUAGGUGGCAGUAAAAAAAAAUAUUUUAGUAAGCUCAUUAUGAAAUGCGCUGUACAUGCUAAUGAUUGGCGUGUGACGUGCAGCUGGAAAACACAUUCAAUGCACGAUGUCGAAUGGAAAUAGAUUUAAUUGCAAUUGUAUGCUACUGACCAAUACUCCCACUGCCAUGUUGUCUACUUUGUUUUGCUUUGAAUGGGAACUGUAUGAUUUACAUUUUGCCUACACCCAUUACAUGGACCAGGGGUAGAAAUAGUGUAGCGAGUGCCUUGGUGCAGGUACCUCACUCCCCCCCCCCCACCCAGGGCAAGGGUGGACAAAAGGUAGAUCCUCAGCUGUCAAACAACUGCCACAAUGCUUUGCCAGUAAGGGAUAUACCAUCGACCAUCCUUGUAGGGCUGUAUUUCUAUGCCAAGUUUGUGUGUUUGAGUGUAAGCAUGUUUUUGUAUGGAGUAUGUGAAGGGUGUAUUUGUCUGUAUUGUGGGAUUUUGAAUCCAGUUUUGUGUUUACAUGUACUGUUGCCAUUUGAUUGCAGUGGUGUAUUUGUGUAUAGUGUUGGUGAUUGAAUGCACAUUUACAUAAACAUUAGCACAUAUACACACGUGCUGAUACAGAUCACACUGACGGAGAUGUACAUACACACUGACAAAAACACUUAAAUACACACAGACUGACACAUACCCACAGAUACACACAUCUAAACACACACUUAUGUCACUGACAUGGACAAUUUCACUGAUUUCCUGUGUGACCAACUGAUUUUGUCCGAAAGGAAAAAAAAUGUUUCUUUCAAUGUUGUUCAUGCGGCAGAGAUUGUUUCGGUUUCAGAUGAUCCAAAAUAAAGUGAAAAUUGGGCAAUGAAUGUACUGUAAAAUAUAAACAUAAUAUACAUUUUAUGUAAAUAUUUUGCAGUAAUGUACCAUUUAGCUCACAGAUUUUUUUUACUGCUGCUCUUUUCUUUCCUCUGUUGGUCACUUCUUACUUGUUCUGAGAAUAAAAUUUAAAAUUGAAGAUUUUGCCAUCAAUCGUUUUUUUUUUAAUGUUUUUUUUUUUUUUUUUAAGCCAAGGACAGAACUCCAAUUCACAAAACAAAUUAGGCAGUUUUUACCAUUGUCUAUUUCUUUUCUUUUCUGAUUCAUCCAUAUGGAGAUUCAGAAUUUUGGAUUUUGUAUGAAUUGCCAAUCGUCCAAAAUUUGGAUGAAUCAUAAUUAGUUAUCCAAAACUCUAAAAUGCUAAAUGGACAAAUCACAAAACAAAUGAAACGGUUUGUCCAUUGUCCGUUUCUUUUGUUUCACGAUUCAGAGUUCUGUCUGUGGAGCCAAAAAAAAGAUGAUUGAUGGCUGAGGAUAGCUACUAAAUAUUGAUUUUAUUCACAUACCAAGUAAAAAGUGACCAAUAGAGAAAAAAAGGAAAAACAAUAAAAAACAUAUAUAUUUAUCCAUUAUAUCUUUAAUAAAUAAAGAUUAUAUAUUUAAUAUUAGAUGAAUAUAUAGAUUUUUAAAUGCGCCUCGUUUUUGCUUUUUGGCUACUUUUCUCACUUGAUCUGUAAACUAAAUGGUGCUAAAUAUGCUUAUCAGGUUUUUAUAUUAUGCAUAUAUAGUGCAAUACACUUAUUGACCAAUUUUCUCACCAUUUCAGUUUGCCCGAUCGGUUUCUCAUCAAAAUGAUCUUAUGGACGAAAUGAUCUCAUGAACUGAAAUAAAACACUACAUGGACGAAACCCAAAUUGACGAAAAAUUUUUUUCCAGACAAAUCGAUGUGGACAAACACAUUUUUUUGUCAUGCAAAAGUCUAUCAUUUACUUUUUUCAGUCAAAGUCGAUACUUCUGUGGCGCUUAUACUAAUUUAGGGCAUGUACAGUGAAAUGUGCAAUGAUUAAUCUGGCCUAACCUUUAGCUGCCAAAUUAAAUUUAUUAGAAAUUAGGAUUUCGUUCAAUUAUUACCUGCCCUCUUUCCGAAUGGGCACGCUGGGCAGUUGCCCAGGGGCCCCACAGCGUUGCCCUUGUGCCGAGGCUGACAGGGAAGAUCCUUUGAUCUCCCCUGCUGGCCCUGUUCACUUGCUGUGGGCCCUCUUGGGGGGGAAAAAGGCCCUUCGUUAGUGAGAAGGAGGUAGGACCUGGGAGACAGAGCGCUCCUCCCGCAAGAAUGCUGGUCGGAGCGUUGUUGCGUGUUAUUAUGGCAACGCUCCAACGCGGCAUUCUGCUCGCAAAAGGAAUGAAGUGAGCCAUAGUGAACUAUAGAGAUAUACUACUCACCACAGGACCACCAGGGCUGGCAAUGGCAGUGUCCUUCUCCCCUUCCUUUCCAAAGGUAAGAAGAAGGGUAGGGGGGACAUAAAGCAUUUCUUUAUUUAUAUUUUAUAUAAUAAUAAUGAAAAGCAAAUAUCCAUUAUCCCUAUGCACCCUCCACACACACACACACACACACACACACGUGCGUAACUAGAAACCACGGGGCCCCGGUGCAAAAAUUGCCCUGGGGUCCCACCCAUACGUCUACUCCCCACACCAUACGUCCCCUCACACUCACUUCUCUCCGUCUUGUUUGUGCCUCUGUGCCAAACUCUUAGCUUUUUUGUUUUAGAAAUUCCCAAAAAAUAGUGCAUGCGCUCAGAGAGCUUGUAGUCAAUCAAUUUUUUUUUUAAUGCAGAAUAUAUAGGUAAAUGUGUCAACGACUCAGGUCUCAGUCCUUACCGGACUUUUUCAAGUUUCACUUUUUUGAUUUUAUAUUAUGUUCCAUAUAUAAAUAUUUGAUGUGAAAUGAAAGCCCUGUUUCUCCGUAAGAAAACGAUAUAUAGUAAGAGUGGGAGCACUUAAUAAGAGGUGAAUUAUGGUUGAACAGACUGACGGUCAAACUCUAGGUUUUGUUUUGGUUCAGAACUUGUACAAUUGCCUCUGUUCUUAAGGGGUUAACAUUCUAAUAUUUUUUUUUUUAUAAAUGUUUCACUUUGCAUUUUAUUUUGAUGUCAUUACCUAAUACAGCUGAGUAUUUUUCUAUAUCGCUAUUAAAAAAAUGCACUUUAUUUCCUGCUUAAUAUUUUUUUCCUUCUCAGUCUUUAAAAUAAACCUUUCUGUGUUUUCCCCACUCAGCUGACUAGAUAGUAAACAUAUUUUUGUGAAUGAUAAUUUACUGCUUUGAAAAGUUCAGGGAGUGCCAUACAUUAUUUAUUACAUCCCCUGCCUGGCAGUAACAUACAAAGGAAACACUUCUGGGACAAGACAACUCAUUCUGCUAAAACAAUAUCAAAAUCUACUUUUCCUAACUGAAAUCGGUAUCCCCUGGGAAGGGAUGUCCUAUUUUCAAAAUGUAUUAAUAUUAAUCUUGAAUUAAAAAAAAACUAUUCGUAAAUGAUAAAAAAGGACAGAAUAUUCUAUAUCGCUAUUUAAAACCUACCAAACAGCCACCCUUAUUGUCAUCAAAGCGCUCACUGCGUUAGAGGUCAGUGAUGCUGUUUAUCCCCUCCCUUGGACUCGAAUGGUUUGACCCAUAGCGGUGACGUCAUCCUUCAGCUGUUCCAGGCAGAGAAAGAGAGAGGUCUUGGAGAGUUUGAAUGUGAUGCAGAUCAGGGAGACCUGGCAUGUGAGAGCGAGGGAUGUGUGGGAGCAUUCUGCAGCUGGAUGGGACUGCUGGCUUCGCUAGGUCUGGAGAGCUGGCUGCACGCUCCCCAAUGCUCUUCCCUUUGCUGUUGCCUUUUAGGAUAGGGAACUUCUCGCCCUCCUUGCUGCAACAUUGAAAACUUUCAAUAACCGCCGCCAGUUACUCCCCAACCCCCCUUCUGGGUUGCCUGACCACCGGAGGAAGUGACAACUUAUUGCAUGAAAGCCAUUUCCAUGCAUCCUGCUCUGACCUGGUAAUAGAAUCUUAAUACUUCAAUGCAUUCUAUACUAACCUGGGAAUAGAAUCUUUAUACCUCAAUACAUUCUGUACUAACCUGGGAAUAGGAUAUUGAUAUAUAUUCUAUACUAACCUGGGAAUAGGAUAUUGAUAUAUAUAUUCUAUACUAACCUGGGAAUAGGAUAUUGAUAUAUAUUCUAUACUAACCUGGGAAUAGGAUAUUGAUAUAUAUAUUCUAUACUAACCUGGGAAUAGGAUAUUCAUACAUAUAUUCUAUACUAACCUGGGAAUAGGAUAUUGAUAUAUAUAUUCUAUACUAACCUGGGAAUAGGAUAUUCAUAUAUAUAUUCUAUACUAACCUGGGAAUAGGAUAAUAAUAUAUAUUCUAUACUAACCUGGGAAUAGGAUAUUGAUAUAUAUUCUAUACUAACCUGGGAAUAGGAUAUUGAUAUAUAUAUUCUAUACUAACCUGGGAAUAGGAUAUUCAUAUAUAUAUUCUAUACUAACCUGGGAAUAGGAUAUUCAUAUAUAUAUAUUCUAUGCUAACCUGGGAAUAGAAUCUUUAUACCUCAUUACAUUCUAUACUAACCUGGGAAUAGAAUCUUUUUACCUCAUUACAUUCUAUACUAACCUGGGAAUAGAAUCUUUAUACCUCAUUACAUUCUAUACUAACCUGGGAAUAGAAUCUUUAUACCUCAUUACAUUCUAUAUUAACCUGGGAAUAGAAUCUUUUUACCUCAUUACAUUCUAUACUAACCUGGGAAUAGAAUCUUUUUACCUCAUUACAUUCUAUACUAACCUGGGAAUAGGAUAUUGAUACAUUCUGUACUAACCUGGGAAUAUAAUCUUUUUACCUCAUUACAUUCUGUACUAACCUGGGAAUAGGAUAUUGAUACGUCAUUACGUUCUAUAUUGACCUGAUAAUUAAUUAUUGAUAUUGCAGCGCGUUCUGUACUGACAGGUCAAUAAUGGACGUAAAGACAGGACAGUAGCUUCACUGCGAAAGUCCCUCCUCUGGGGACUAAUGGGUUAAAAAGCUUAGUUUCGUGAUCAUGGGCAAACAAACAGCAAUUAAAGCGUUAACUAGUCAACCUAACCCUAGUAUACAUUAACCAUUAGAAGCUAUAUAUAGUCCUUCCAACUGAUCCCAGAGGUGUCCCUUUAAUGUAUUGUUACUGGGCAAAGGGUGUUUAGGUCCUGGGAAAAAUGUGAUUCUAUUUUUUGUUUUUUUUGUUUUGUUAAUAAGAGGUAAAGAGUAGUACCCUGUUAGCGGUAUAAAAAAGUAGAUGGGUAUAGUCCGUGUUCUGAUUAAACAUCCCAUUUGAUCACUGUCAAAGUUUGGUAGGGCGAUACAUGGUUUUUAAUAUACAUCUAAUAAUUGUAACGUUAUUUCAACAAGAUAAAUGUCGAUGACCUGUUGCUGCAGCUUUGUCUUGUUUUCUUAUAUGUUUGACAUUUGUCACGCACAUUGUGCAAAACCUUGCUCCACAUCCGCUGGCACCCCCAUUAACUUGGUUUGAUUUGCAUUGUUUUGCUUUGCAAAUUGAACUUACACAUCAGCACACACGCAUGCCCAAGGUUAACCCUUUUGAGUUCAUUUAUACAAAUGCUUUGAGAUCAUGUCGAUGUUGUCCAUAAAUGGGACCCCUGGUUUUGGAAAUAGUUCAGUUCUCAUGACAAAUGUACAUGACAACAAUUGCAGAGCCAGGUUUGGAAGGAUGAGCAUGUGGGCAGUCCACCAGCUUUCUGAGAUCUAAAGGCUGUCUGUGAACCAGAGAAGGAAGGACUUGUUCAUGCAGUAUUGUUUUUGAUUUCUUUUGUGUGGUGAAUUUGGGUUUGGUGAGUUUAACCCCUUAAGGACCAAACUUCUGGAUUAAAAGGGAAUCAUGACAUGUCACACAUGUCAUGUGUCCUUAAGGGGUUAAAGAUGAUUCAAUUGUUCCUAGAGUUGACCUCCCGCCCCCGCACCCCCCAUCAACUUGUUUCAUAUACAGAGCAGGGCCUGUUACCAAGCUACAGCCAUUUAGAUGCUAUCACCACACUUAUCAAACCUGUUGAUUGUGUUUGUUAUGUAUUUAGUAUUGUCUUUGUUUUAAAGAAGAUUUGUUUGGAGAGCUAAUUACAUAACAGAUGUAAUCGUAUUAUGGGGUACACAGACUGCCCAUCGAAUUCACAUGGUACAUCAGGGGUUCAGGAGGGGGGUGGCUUGUCUGGACUUGUUUGAAACAGGUGUCUAAAAAUUCUCAGUUAACACCCCAAAACCUCUUGCAUGCCAGUGUUUAAUAAGCCAGCACUUCUUCAAACUCUGAUUUCAAUUUGUUGUUUUUUGUUUUUUUAUUAUUCCUAGGAAAUCUGACAGUGAAAUGGUUACUACUGUCUCCACUCCAGUGUGUUCAGUUUUUCCCCACAUUGCUGUUAUUUAGCACUGAAUUAUUUAUGUGAUCCUGACUUUCUGCUAGUGUUUGCUGAUGAGUCUUCUCCGUGUAUAAAUUAUAAGGAUAAUUUGUGGUAACUGAGAUGUGCAAUAUGUUCUCCAAUUACAGUACUCUUCUGAUAUAUUACACACCCUGAUUCAUUUUGUUCCAUUAUAAAUGUUCCCUGACAUUAUACUUUAUAGCUGUAUUUAUGAGGGAAAAAAAAAUUGUACCAUUUUAUGGAGCACAACCCCUAUCACUGCUUGCUGUAAUGCUCAGCACUAUGGGGAAUGUAUUAAACACUCAUCUGGUGUACCAAGGUUAUGGCUAACCUCCCAGCUCAUACUGUGGGGGUAUGUGACACCCAAUUCUAAUUCUGUAUUUCUGAACACUUCUUGGUCCAGUUCUUUAUCUGGCAUUGUGAAGUUUUUGGGAAAGUGCGGUCCGAUAAAUGUUUUCAGUUUGCUGUUUGUGAGAGAGCAUGUUUUACACUUCACAGAUUUAAUGUCAUGUGUGACUGUUGAUCAGACAGCCACUAGUGGCACUUCCUCAUGAAGACUUUCAAUUAUUGAACGUUUUUAUAUUCUGAGUGUGACAAGUGCUGUGGAUGCUCACUAGACCCCCAGUGCUUCACUAUGGGAUGCGUUGCAUUAAACCAAAUAUCUUCUUUAUGGGUGAACAGCUGCCUGCUGGAAAAUGCCCAGAACACUUUUUACUUUGUAUCCCACUUUGUUUACCACUUUUUACUUUGUUUUAAAAAGGGAAGGUGACAUGUCUGCCUAGUGCGACACACUCUAACAUUAAUGGAACACUAUAGUGUCAGGAAUUCAUUCAUGAUACUAUAGUGUUUAACUAGUUAUGUGACCGCCCCUCUCCGGUAACUGGCUCCUUCUCCAUGGCUGAGUUUACCAAGCAUGAUUAUAGGAAAGCAUCGGGAGGCUAUUGCGCAUGCGUGACAAAAUGCCACGCUGCACUAGUCAGCAAGUUCUCGUAGAGGUGCAUUCAAUCCAUGCAUAGUGUAGAGAUACUGAAUGCCAGUGCUGAACUAGGAAGCCCCUCAAGUGACUGGCAAUAGAGGUUACUAGGCAGCAAUGUAAACACAGCCUUUUAUCCGAAACCAUAACCAAUAUAUUAACUGUAGUGGUUCUGGUGACAAUUGUGUCCAUUUUACUGUUGUUUUGAAAACUCAUGUACCCAACAGCUAAUUGUCUGACGUCUUACAAUAAUGCUAAAUCGGAGUCCGUUAUUUUUUUUUUUCCAAACGGAAUUUAUAAGUCAGUUGUGAUGUCCACAGUUAUGGCCAUCCUAUCCCUGGUAUGAGACAUGUUCUCUGAAAGAACUUAAGAUAUGAAAAUAUUUCCAGCACAUCCUUAUGAAGCAGUGUUCCUAACUACACUACUACAAAAGCCUGACUGCGACAGUAGUAAAGAUCGAAAUGUUGCAUUUGUACAUCUUGGGCGCUUCAGUAAAGGGACACUGCUUCAUAAGGAUGUGUUGGAAUUGUUUUCUUGAUCUCUGGAUGUAUGCUGGUUUGGGCCAAACCGGAAUCCUUGCACCCUUAUUGGUAGGUGCUUUUUCCUCUUUUUUUGUGUGACAUGUCAUGAUUCCCUUUUAUUCCAGAAGUUUGGUCCUUAAGGGGUUAAAGAACUUGUCACUUAUAGAAAUAGAAACCAAAUGUUGAAUAUGUUACGCAUAAUAUAAGCAAAGUAAGCUUCUCAACUGCAGAAGAUAUAAUGCUAACCUAAAAGAGCAGAGUCUGACACCUUUUGUAGGGGGUGGGAUCGGUUAUAUAACUAGAUCUUAUUUAUUUUCUGAGGAUAUAAGAUCUUUUUCUCGCAUUGUGAUUUGCUUUGUAUGAUGUGCCAUCCAUAUCUGACAGUUGCAUUGUUCUUUAUAAUUUAUUGCAUGCCAGAUGUGGUAAGGACCUGCUCAGAUGGUGGUACAGCAAUUACAGUAGACCUAUUCUCCAGUGAGACACUUGUCUGCUGCUGUACACCCUGAGGACAAUCAGUAGGGUUAAUUCCAAGGACAUCUUUAAAACAGCCACCUGGCACAGAAAGUUUCUUCCCAUAUCAAGCUAGUAAUUCGUUGGCCACAGAACUAUCAGUUAGUGCCAAACUUGGCUUGGCUCGUUAUGAUCUUCAUGUCAGCGUGGGAAUGGCCGCAGCUGAUGAAGAGGUUUGGCAUGUUAGAGUAAUCAUUUCUUACUUUAAACAUCAGUUUUCCCAGCUACCUGUCCAUUAAACUCUACGUGGUGCCUGGUUGUACUGUUUAUUCUAUAGUUUUGUGGCUGCUGUAUACCACAGACUCUGCUACAUUAAGUAAUACUCAUACAAUCACUCUACUAUUGACACUUUUAGACUUCCUCUGCUUGUAUCCCACAAUUUGAUACAGUUGCUUCUAUACUGCUACAGCCCUCUCUCCACCCUCUCCUACUGGUAUUCAUUCCUUUCUUGCUGCACCCACUCCUAUAUUUGUCCUAAUUCCUGUAUCUAUGCUGAACCCCAUUAUAACCUUGAAAUACACAGUUGCUCUUCCCAGCUCCCUCGCCCUACCAAGAACUUCCAGGAACUGUGAAGGAACCGAUAAUGUAUUAACUCAGUCCCCCAUUGUUCGUAUUAGGUUAUAGGACUGAUCCAUCUGUAUUUCUUCCCUGUUAUUAUCUUGGUGUAUAUAUUCAAUGUAAUGCUACCUUGAUGUGUAUCUUCAAUAUAAGAAACCUUAAAGGUCUAAUCCUACAAUUAAAUAAAUAAAUAAAUCUGUUAAAAGGAAUUUCUUUUAUUAAAUUUAAUUAAGAAGAAAAUCUCAAACUUAUUGGAUUGAAAAUUCCCCAAAUUAUGGGCGUAACAGUCCAACAAAUUAAUGCGAUUUGAUACCCAGUGUGAUAGAUCUGUUGGUGGGUAAUACUAAGUUGUCUCAUUUGCAGGUUCACAGCAAAGUAUUCUUUGAUUAUUUUAUCAGUCAAUAAAAUCCAUACCAUUAGUGGCUCUGUCAUUGGCUGUGACUAAUAUAAAUAAUUUUAUAUAAUUUUUUAAAUAUUCCCCCCCGCCCUUACCACACGCUGUGCCCUCACAGUCCCAUCAAUGUUGGUCUCACUGUCCUGCGUCUUUUCAACUUUUGUUCAAUCUUUUGUCUCUAUCCCAGAUGUUUUCCAGCCACUGCCAUCUUCUACAGGCUGGCAGAGACGUUGGCUCUUUGCCUUUGUUUGCCCUACCUCUUGCAUGCGUAUCAGACUUUGCACAUGUGCACUGCCUCUAUCUACUGGACUGGUCAUGCAUGAGACACUCUAGAUAUGUGACCCAAGGGACUUGAAGGACCGUUAAAGGAACACUAUAAGGUCAGAAACACAAAUGUGUAUUCCUGAUCCUAUAGUGUUAAAAUCACUAUUUAUCCCCCCUGGCCACCACUUGCCCCCAUAAAUAUAUUAAAGCCUUACCUUAUUUCCAGGCAGUGCAAGUCUGCCAACCCUGGCCCUGUCCCUGCCCCAAUCCACCUCCUUGACUGUCAUCAUCAGAAGUGAUGAUCUCAGCCAAUUCAUAGGAAAGCACUGGAUUGGCUAAGAUUGUCAAUUCUGAUGAUCUCAGUCAUGUAGGCGGGGAGGAGGCGGAGUCAAACAUUGCCAUCUCAUCAUACAGAUGUAUUAAAUCAAUGCAUCUCUAUGAGGAAAGUUCAGUGUCUCCAUGCAGAGGGUGGAGCCACUGAAUUUCAUUCCUGCACACUGUGCAGGAAUGCCCCAGGAAGCAUUUCUAGUAGCCAUCUGAGGAGUGGCCACUAGAGGUGUCCCUAGGCCAGCGGUUCCGAAAGUGUGGGUCGCGCUGACCCACACAUCCAGGGCCGCAGGGGACUCGAGCAAGCAGACUGACACCAGGAGGGAGCCCGGCGGCUUGCCCUGUAUGCCGCCGGGCUCCCUCCAAUCAGUCUGCCCAGCAGCUCCGGUCUGCAGCUCCGCCGGGUGCAGAGCUGCAGACCAUGUGAUAGAAGUCUCGCGAGCUCCCAGAGCAUUACCAUGGCAACACUCUGGGAGCUCGCAAGACUUUUAUUACAUGGUCUGCAGCUCUGCACCCGGCGGAGCUCAGACCGGAGAGUUACCCCACUGGACCACCAGGGAGACACUGUACCACCAGGGAAUUCAGGUAGGACAUAGCCCCCAGACAACCCCCUCCCCCCAUGUAACCCCUUCACCCCCUGCCCCCCAUGUAACCCCUUCACUCCCUGCCCUUCCCCAUGUAACCCCUUCACUCCCUGCCCUCCCCAGCGUAACCCCUUCACCUGCCCUCCCUCCCAAUAUAACCCCUUCACCCUGCCCCUUCCCCCAAUGUAACCCCUUCACUCCCUGCCCUCCCACACUGUAACCCUUCACUCCAUGCCCCCUCCCCACACUGUAAUAUUUCUCCUUCUCACUCCCUGCCUUCCCCACAUGUAACCCCUUCACUCCCUGCCCUCCCCACACUGUAACCCCUUCACUCCCGGCCCCCCUCCCCACACUCUAACCCAUUCACUCCUGGCCCCUCCCACUGUAACCUUUUCUCCCCUGCCCCCACUGUAGCCUUUUCUCCCCCUUGCCCCCCACACUGCAACCUCUUUCCCCUGCCUCCCACUGUAACCCUUUCUCACUUUGCCCUCACACUGCCCCCUACACUGUUACCAGCACACACACUCCCUCCCACACUGUCACCCUCACCUCUCCCACACAGUCACCCUCACCUCCUGUCUCUGUGUGUAUGUGUAUCUGUGUGUCCUUUUGUGUCACUGUGUGUGUAUUUGUGUGUCUGUGUGUAUUGUGUGUCAGUGUGUAUCUGUGUACAUGAGUGUCUGUGUAUCUAUGUGUGGGAAACUAGGUGUCAUGGUGUGUAUUCCUGUAUCAGGGUAUGUAUUUGUGUGUGUGUGUGUCUCUGUAUGUGUGUGUAUAUGUGUAUACACUUCACACAUACUCCAUACAAAAAAACAUGCUUACAUUCAAACACACAUUUGUAUACAUGUGUAUAUGUAUACUUUAUAAACAUAAUACACACACUUCAUCCACUACACACGUACUGCAAACGCAAACAUUACAUACAAACACACCCCGGCAUUAAAACACUAAAAUUAUCUACAAACACCCCUUCAUUCAAACACCAACACUCAAAAACCACACCUGCAUUUCAAGUCCGACACUACAUACAAACACCCAUGCAUUCAGACGCAAUCAUUACAAACAAGUACACCACUACAUUCCAAUGGCAACAGUACAUACAAAUACACCCAUACAUGCACACAUAUACUUAAUACAAAAACAUGCUUACAUUCAGACGCUCAAACACUGCUCACAAAUAUAACCCUGCAAUGACAAGAAAAUGGUAGAUCCCCAUCUGGUAUAGCAUUGUUGAAGUUCUCCGACAGAUGGAGAUCUACAUUUUGGCCACACUUGCACUAGAGGGGGGCCCAGAAAACAUAUUUGCACCAGGGCACUCUCUACAUUAGUUCCACCACUGGGAUAAUCAAUGUGAGGUGCCUGGAUGAAAGAGCAGGACACAGCACUUCUGAUUCUAAGUCUGUGAGUAAGCAGUUGUAUGUCUCUAAAACUGAUUGCCAUGAUGUGCAAAGUUUCUGCCUCUAAAACUGCCAUGAUAUCCCAGAACUAUGCCUCUAAAACUGAUUGCCAUGGUGUGCCAAUUUUAUGCAUCUGACUGUUUGCCAUGGUAUGCCAAUUGUAUGCCUCUGAAGCUGAUUGCCAUGAUGUGCCAAGUUUAUGCAUCUAAAGCUUAUUGCCAUGCUGUGCCAAGUUUAUGUAUUUAAAGCUGCCAUGAUGUUCCAAUUUUAUGCCUCUAAAACUGAUUGCCACGAUGUUCUGAAUUUAUGCCUCUAAAGCUGGUUGCCAUGGUGCCAAUUGUAAGCCUCUAAAACUGAUUGCCAUGGUGUUCCAAUUGUAUGCACCUAAAGUUGCCAUGAUGUGCCAAGUUUAUACAUCUAAAACUGAUUGCUAUGGUGUGCCAAUUGUAUGCCUGUAAAGCUGAUUGCCAUGGUGUGCCAGUUGUAUGCAUCUAAAGCGGAUUCCUAUAGUGUGCCAAUUGUAUGCCUCUAAAGCGGUUUGCCAUGGUGUGCCAGUUUUAUGCCUCUAAAAGUAAUUGUCAUGGUGUGCCAAUUGUGUGCAUCUAAAGCGGAUUGCUAUGGUGUGCAAAUUGUAUGCCUCUAAAGCUGAUUGCCAUGGUGUUCACUUUUUAAAAUAUGCAUUAAAAGCAAGUGGGUCUCGAAAAAUUACCGUUUUGAAAAGUGGGUUUCGGCCCUUAAAAGUUUGGGAAGCCCUGCCCUAGGCUGUAAUGUAAACUCUGACUUUUCUGCAAUGACUGUAGUUGUUCUGGUGACUAUAGUGUCCCUUUAAGUAGUAUGGGGAAAUUUAUCUUGACAAAGACUUGAAGAGAAUAUGUAAGUAAAAAUAAUUCCUCCUUUCCCUAUGUAUUUUAAAAGGCAUAAAAUGUAUAUGAAAAAAUAAAAUAAAAAAUAAAAAAUGGAUUGACGGCAGGGAACCAAACGAUAUCAAAGAUAAGUUUGAGGUGACAGAGGUGCUUUAAGUUGGUAAUAAUAUCAUUGUUGUAAAAAAGCUAAAUGUACAAUCUUGGGUUAAAAUAGCACACUUGCCACCACAACCAAUGCAACUUAAAGGACCACUCUAGGCACCCAGACCACUUCAGCUUAAUGAAGUGGUCUGGGUGCCUGGUCCAGCUAGGGUUAACCCAUUUUUUCAUAAACAUAGCAGUUUCAGAGAAACUGCUAUGUUUAUGAAUGGGUUAAGCCUUCCCCCUAAUCCUCUAGUGGCUGUCUCAUUGACGGCCACUAGAGGCGCUUGCGUGCUUCUCACUGUGAUUUUCACAGUGAGAGCACGCCAGCGUCCAUAGGAAAGCAUUAUGAAUGCUUUUCUAUGUGACCGGCUGAAUGCGCGUGCAGCUCUUGCCGCGCGUGCGCAUUCAGCCGACGGGGAGGAGAAGAGGAGGAUCGGAGGAGGAGAGCUCCCCGCCCAGCGCUGAAAAAAGGUAAGUUUUUACCCCUUUUCCCCUUUCCAGAGCCGGGUGGGAGGGGGACCCUGAGGGUGGGGGCACCCUCAGGGCACUAUAGUGCCAGGAAAACGAGUAUGUUUUCCUGGCACUAUAGUGGUCCUUUAAUGUAGUGGUUCUGGUGCAAAGAGACUGUCCCUGUAUUAAUGCAAACCCUGCCUUUUCUAAAAAAAGGCAGUGUUUACCGUAUGUUUGUUAUUCUAUUUAGUAUAAUUAUUUGUCAUAUCUAUAAGUAUUGACUACAUUCUAGAAUGUAAAAGCAAAUAUUAUUCGUGGCUUUUGUGUGGAUCAUGGGUUUUCUGGUUAUGAUCUUCGUUUUCCUGCCUGCCUAACCUUUUUACAUGCAUAUAAGCAAUUGAAGGUUAAAGCCUCCUUUUUAACUUAACAUUCUCUCAGCACACUAAUUGGCAUGUGACAUGAUCAAAGGAGGUUAUUAUGCUUCAAACAAGAUUUUGUUUACCCUUUUCAAAUGUAUAUCCAAGUAAGUCUGUGCAGAUGGUCCAACACUUCUUAAAGAGAUACUCAACUGCUCAAAUAUGUAAUAAAAAACACUAUUUAGUAGAUAUACACCAAUGAGAACAAACAUGCAUUUCAUUAUGAAUUCAUUCACGUGGGCAUUAAAAACAUCUUGCAAAAGCUGCAGAUUGUCAGGAUCGUGACAGGGAUCCAACACGCAGAAUACAAACAGGAGAUAGGUACGUAUACCGGACCUUAGAAUGGCCGGACUAACGUAAGUAGAAAGCAAAGAAUGGUCAGAGACAAGCCGAGGUCGAGGGAACGAGAGAGUAGGUAAGCGAGAGACAAGCCGAGUCAAAAGGACAAGAGAGGAAAGCAGGGUCAAAAAUACAAGCCGAGUCAGGAACCAAAAGACAAUAGAGGUAAGAGCACUGAGUGACCAGACUAGCUAGAACCACGACAGGGCAAUGAAUCAUUCCACAAAACCCUCUUUUAUACCUUGGCUCUUUAACUGUUGGCCCCGCCCCCAACAAGUCCUGAUUCGUUGUUCGGCACUUGGUUGCCGUGAUUGACGGGUCGGAACGUGAUUGCCGUCAUGACGUCGGCUACUGAGCGCCGCGUCAUAAAAGGAGGCGGAGCUAUCGCGGCCGGCGUGUAAACGACCGGGAGGAGUGCAAGGAUCGGGUGAGUCAGCCCCCCUGGGAGGAUGGACGUCUAGGUGUCUAACCUCCUCCGAGGUAGACACCAAAGGUACCCUGACAGUACCCCCCCUCUCAGAAACGCCCACCGGGCGGAAGGAACCGGGGCGGGACGGAAAACGAGCAUGAAAUGCCCGGAGGAGACGAGGGGCAUGCACAUUUUCAUGGACCACCCAAGACCUUUCUUCAGGCCCAUACCCCUUCCAGUCAACAAGAUAUUGCAACUUCCCCCGAGAAAUACGAGAAUCGAGAAUGGAUUUGAUUUCAUAUUCCUCCUGACCCUCAACCUGGACAGAGAGAGGGGAGGACUCAGCGGAGGAAAAUCUGUUACAAACCAAAGGCUUCAACAAAGAAACAUGAAAAGAGUUAGGGAUGCGCAGGGCAGGCGGAAGGGCAAGACGAUACGCAACCGGGUUAAUCCGACACAGAACCUUGUAAGGGCCUAUGUAACGAGGGGCAAAUUUCAUGGAAGGAACCUUCAAGCGGAUGUUUCUGGUACUCAACCACACCUUAUCACCCGGGGCAAAAACCGGAGCCACCCGUCUCCGUUUGUCAGCGUGUCGUUUGAACACCGUGGAAUUCUGAAGAAGAAUUCGUCGAGUCUGAUCCCACAACUUUCUCAGAUUGGCGACAUGAACAUCAACCGACGGUACCCCUUGGGAAGGGGAAACCGACGGAAGAAUGGAAGGAUGAAAGCCAUAAUUCAAAAAAAAGGGGCUAGAACGAGUAGAAUCACAAACGAGAUUGUUGUGCGCAAACUCUGCCCAAGGAAUCAGACCAACCCAAUCGUCCUGGUGUUCAGAAACAAAACAACGCAAAUAUUGUUCAAUCUUUUGGUUGGUGCGUUCGGCAGCUCCGUUGGACUGGGGAUGAUAGGCAGAUGAGAAAUUCAACUUGAUGCCUAAGUGAGAACAGAAAGACUUCCAAAAGCGGGAAACAAAUUGGGAACCUCUAUCAGAAACAAUUUCAGAGGGAAUACCAUGUAAACGAAAAAUCUCCCUCGCGAAUAUCUCAGCUAAUUCGGGAGACGAGGGCAGUUUAGGCAAGGGCACGAAAUGAGCCAUUUUAGUAAACCUGUCAAUCACCGUGAGAAUAACAGUAUGUUUUUUAGAAACAGGCAAAUCGACAAUGAAGUCCAUAGCCAAACAGGACCAUGGUCUCUCGGGAAUUUCUAAGGGGUGCAAAAGCCCACAUGGGAGCGCAUGAGGUUGCUUAGUCUUCAUACAGACAGCACAUGCCCCGACGAAAUCCCUUAUAUCCUUACGAAAAGAAGGCCACCAGAAAUCUUUAGAAAUCAGGGAACACGUUUUGCGUAUGCCGGGGUGCCCAGCAACUUUACUGUCAUGAAAGCAAUGCAGCAGUUCCACUUGGAGCUCAGGAGGAACGAAGUACCGAGCCCCAGGAACAGAUUUGGGAGCUAGAUGUUGUACUUUCUUGAUCUCAGCAAGCAACGGCGAGUGUAUCCUGACACACGUGUUGGCAAUAAUAUUACACUUGGGAACGAUAGAAGACAAAGCUGCUUCAGACACCGUAGAAGGUUCAUGUUGGUGGGACAAUGCAUCUGCCUUAGAGUUCUUAGAACCAGGUCUAUAAGUGAGCACGUAAUUGAAAUGUGUAAGGAACAAGGACCAACGAGCUUGCCUGGCGGACAAGCGCUUGGCCUCCCCUAUAUAGGACAAAUUCUUGUGAUCCGUCAAAAUAGUAACCGGGUAUAAAGUCCCUUCCAACAAAUGUCUCCAUUCCUUUAAAGCCAUAAUGACCGCUAACAGUUCCCUGUCACCAAUGUCAUAUCUACUUUCAGGCCCAGAUAAUUUCUUGGAAAAAAAACCACAUGGAUGUAACGGUUUAUCCAAACCUAGCCUUUGGGACAAGAUAGCGCCUAUACCUGUCUCCGAGGCGUCUACCUCGAGUAGAAAAGGCAAAGAGGUGUCAGGAUGAACUAAUAUCGGUGCUGAGGCAAAAUGUUCUUUGAGUGUUUUGAAAGCAGAGAGAGCCUCUGUAGACCAAGUCUUGGUAUCAGCACCCUGUCUAGUCAUAUUGGUAAUAGGAGCAAUAAUAGAAGAGUAACCUUUAAUGAAGCGCCUAUAAUAAUUGGAGAAUCCGAUAAACCUCUGAAUGGCCUUGAGUCCCCUGGGCAAUGGCCAAUCUAAAAUCGAUUGGAGUUUAAUGGGGUCCAUCCUAAAUCCGUCUCCAGAAAUAACGUAGCCAAGAAAGUUUAUCUGAGAUUGGUCGAAGCUACACUUUUCCAAUUUGCAGUACAAUCCAUGUUGUAACAGUUUGCGCAAUACCCUUCUGACUUGUCUGUGGUGAGUCUCAAUCUCUCUAGAGUGUAUUAGUAUAUCAUCCAAAUAUACUAUAACGCAUUCAUGCUGAAAUUCCCUAAGAACCUCAUUAAUUAGGUCCUGGAAUACUGCAGGUGCAUUGCAAAGCCCGAAGGGCAUUACCGUGUAUUCAUAGUGGCCAUAACGGGUAUUGAAAGCUGUUUUCCAUUCGUCUCCCUGCUGAAUUCUCACCAAGUUAUAAGCUCCCCUCAGAUCUAACUUGGUAAAAAUCUUGGAGCCUUUCAGUCGAUCAAAGAGCUCAGUAAUCAAAGGAAUAGGAUAAGCAUUUCUAAUAGUUAUCUUAUUCAAGCCCCGAUAAUCAAUGCAAGGCCGUAGAGUGCCGUCUUUUUUAUCCACAAAAAAGAAACCGGCCCCGGCCGGAGAAGAAGAUCUCCUAAUAAAUCCUUUGUCUAGGUUUUCACGUAUGUAUUCCUCUAGGACUAAGUUCUCCUUAGUGGAUAAAGGAUAUACCGUACCCCUCGGAGGCAUAGUACCAGGCAGGAGUCUAAUUUUACAGUCGAAGGACCUAUGUGGAGGUAAAGUAUCAGCCUUCUUUUUGUCAAAGACUGCCUUUAAAUCCAGGUACUGAGACGGUAUCUGUAAAUCUGUAGAUUGGGAAGAGUUAACCGGGGCGUCAACUAUGCAAACCGGUGAGACUUUCUGUAAACAUCCUCUCUGGCAACCCUGACCCCAGGAGACUAUCUCACCCAGUUCCCAGUCAAUAGUAGGGUUAUGCUUCUUAAGCCAGGGAUACCCCAAGACUAUUGGAACUGAAGGAGAUGAGAUCAGCAUGAGGGAUAUUCUUUCCUCGUGUAGGAUACCAAUGGUUAACUUAAUUGGUAUGGUUUCACGAAAAAUAACAGGUUCAGAUAAUGGUCUACCAUCUAUGGCCUCAACGGCCAAGGGUGUAUCCCUUAGCUGAGAUGGGAUAGAAUGGUUAGUGACAAAGGCUUGGUCAAUAAAGCUUUCAGCUGCUCCGGAAUCUAUCAAAGCCAUAGCAUUAAGUACUCCCUUUUCCCAAGCUAAAGAAACAGGUAUCAGAAGCCUAUGAUCUUUAUAAUCAUAUAUAGAGGACAAGAUAGAAACACCCAAGGCCUGUCCUCUUGAGAAACUUAGGUGCGAGCGUUUCCCGGCCGGUUAGGGCAAUUUAGGCGUAGGUGACCUCUUAUUCCGCAAUACAUACAAAGCCCCUCCCUUCUCCUGUACUGUCUUUCCUCUUCUGAGAGUCGAGUGUUACCUAUUUGCAUAGGUUCUGGGAGAGCUAAAGUAGUAGAAUCAGAACUCUGAAAUGAGGGAGCUAGUCUUAUGGAGGAUCUGCGGGUUCUAUCCCGAGUAUUCUGCCUCUGUCUCAUACGUUCAUCUAUUCGGGAAAUAAAUGAAAUCAAAUCCUCCAAAUUUUCAGGAAGUUCUCUUGUGGCAACCUCAUCUAGAAUCUCAUCAGAUAACCCGUUUAUAAAUACGUCCAUAUAAGCCUGUUCAUUCCACUUGACUUCUGCCGCCAAGGAUCUGAACUCUAACGCAUAAUCCACGAGGGUUCGGUUAUACUGUCUAAGACGUAACAGUAGUCUAGCUGCAUUGGCCUUUCUUCCUGGGGGGUCAAAAGUUCUCCUAAAUGCAGCGACAAAAGCAUUAUAAUUGUAAACUAACGGGUUAUCAUUUUCCCACAGGGGGUUAGCCCAUCUAAGUGCUUUGUCAAUGAGCAACGUGAUUAUAAAUCCAACCUUCGCCCUGUCAGUAGGGUAGGCGUGGGGUUGUAACUCAAAAUGAAUACCUAUCUGGUUUAAAAAGCCUCGACAAGUGUCAGGAGAGCCGCCAUAGCGUGAAGGGGAAGUAACACGGGAAGAAGCACCCACUGUGGCUACUUCUAGGCCUGUACUUACAGGGGAGAUAGAUGGGGUACGCAUCUCCUCUGAGUGAUUACUAGGACGAGAUAGCAACGCUUGCAGAGCUAGAGCCAUCUGGUCCAUUCUAUGAUCCAUGGCCUCAAAUCUAGAGUCAGGAGAACCGACCUGAGAGUUUGUACCUGCAGGAUCCAUUGGCCCUGUCGUAAUGUCAGGAUCGUGACAGGGAUCCAACACGCAGAAUACAAACAGGAGAUAGGUACGUAUACCGGACCUUAGAAUGGCCGGACUAACGUAAGGAGAAAGCAAAGAAUGGUCAGAGACAAGCCGAGGUCGAGGGAACGAGAGAGUAGGUAAGCGAGAGACAAGCCGAGUCAAAAGGACAAGAGAGGAAAGCAGGGUCAAAAAAUACAAGCCGAGUCAGGAACCAAAAGACAAUAGAGGUAAGAGCACUGAGUGACCAGACUAGCUAGAACCACGACAGGGCAAUGAAUCAUUCCACAAAACCCUCUUUUAUACCUUGGCUCUUUAACUGUUGGCCCCGCCCCCAACGAGUCCUGAUUCGUUGUUCGGCACUUGGUUGCCGUGAUUGACGGGUCGGAACGUGAUUGCCGUCAUGACGUCGGCUACUGAGCGCCGCGUCAUAAAAGGAGGCGGAGCUAUCGCGGCCGGCGUGUAAACGGCCGGGAGGACUGCGAGGAUCGGGUGAGUCAGCCCCCCUAGGAGGAUGGACGUCUAGGUGUCUAACCUCCUCCGAGGUAGACACCAGAGGUAACCUGACACAGAUCUCUUGUGGCUGUCCAAUCACAGACUUUCCAAUGCUGCUGAUCGACAAGUUUUUGCAAGGCAGGUGCUCAGGCUCUUUAGUUUUGCUCCACUAAUCUAAAAACAAACCAGGAAGUAACAGAACAGUUGUCUGAUUGGCGGGAGGGGGUGUUACAAUGUUUUUUAAACUGGCAAUUUGAUAUUGAAAUCUGCACUUUUUUUUGUAAAAUGUAAGACACUCUUCACACAUAAAGCACUUCAGCAUGCUAAAGUGCUUCAGGGGUUUGGAUUGUUCCUUUAAUUUUGCCAAGUUAAAAAAACCCAAACGUUUAAUUUGAUCAUUGUAUCUUGCAGACAUAAAAAAACUACAAUGUAUUGGAGUGUGGCUUCCUAAGCCAGUAAUGGUUUGCUUUCGGCAUGAUUGCAUAAGGUCAGUCAUUUAGAUUUUAGACUGAUACAGUUCAUUCAAACAGGCUCAUUGUAUUAUCGGCUUGCUGCUUUAUUUCCUGGUCCAGUCUGUCUGUCUAUACAUUAAUUGGUGAUUAGCUAGCCAUAGAUUACUCUCGUGUUUCAUUAUUAUUAUUAUUACCAUUUAUUUAGCACCAACAGAUACCGUAGUGCUUUACAAUAGAGAGGGGGGAUUUAACUAAAAAUCAGACAAUUACAAGAUAGGUUGAAGAGGACCCUGUUCAAACGAGCUUACAGUCUAUAGGAGGUCGGGUAUAAAACACAUUAGGACAGGAACGUUGUUAGUCAUCCUAAUGGGUUUUGAUUUUGUGCUACUGAAAAAGUGGGUUGGGUGAAAUCGUUCCCAAGCUCUUAUACAUUACUUGCCAAGCAUUGGUUUAUUGGGACCAAAUGGGGAAUUAUGUUGAUUUAAACCUUGAAUUUAUAACCAUUAUCCAUUAUUUGUGCCAGAAAAGUUAAUAUAGCUGAAUUGUAGUAGUUUUUUUUAUUAUUAUUUUUUUUUGUACUUAUUUAAUAAUAUCUGUUUAAUUUAAUUUGCUUGACUCUACUUCUACCUCUGUCACCUGGCAUCAAUCAUGCCACCUCUUCAUUUCUCUUCUCGGGUGCUCUGCUGAUAGAGAAGCAUUGGCUUGUCAGCCUUGUUAGAUUAAAUGUCCGCUGAUACUCCGCCUAUCACUGUCCUUGUAUUGUAAUUAAUAGUAUGUACUAUUAUUCAAAAUGGGAGGCCAGUGAUAGGCUGAGUCUUUAAGGUAAGAAAGAUGGCACUCCGGGGAAAUGAAGUUGGUUGAUGGGGCUGCAGUGUUAUUUGCCAGUAAACUUGCCUUUAUAACAAUCUCUUCUCCUAGGCCUUAUGGUGAAAUCAUAAAUUCUUACGACGAUUGUCCACUUAGAUGGUUUUCUUAAAGAAGCAAUGCGGACACAAGGAACAUGUACGGCAAUCGCUGUGAUCCACUAAUUCAAUGCUUCUUCAUGAGAUGUACUGUAUGCAAUGCUUCUCGUAGAGCAGUACCCGACACACGGAGCAUACGUUUUACAUAUUGACACCAGGGCUCAAAUAGGUUCAAUAAUGUAGUCUAUAUUGUAUUCUGAAACCCUUAGGGGUAGUCUGUUUGACAGCCUCUAGUGGAUGCAGAAACUGAUUUGCAAGGCUGCAGCAGCAGUAUCCGUGUCCAAAAUAAAUUCAUUAAGAUAUCACUUUAAUUUGAUAGAUGAAAUGUCUAGAGUAAAUCAAGAUGUUGAUUUAAUUAUUUGGUAAAACCGUAUAUUAAGGAAUUUCAAAUGCGUAAGUAGGUUCUGUGUGUGUGUGUCUGUGUGUGUGUAUAUAUAUAUAUAUAUAUAUAUAUAUAUAUAUAUAUAUAUAUAUAUAUAUAUAUAUAUAUAUAUAUAUAUAUAUAUAUAUAUAUAUAUAAAAAGUCUAAUUAUGCUCUUGACAGGGAGAGCUUUUUCACUCCUCUCUAUUGGCUGAAUGAUAGUGAUGUCCCGAACUGUUCGGCGAACAUAUGCGGUAAACUUUGACCCUGUACCUCACAGUCAGCAGACACAUUCCAGCCAAUCAGCAGCAGACCCUCCCUACCAGACCCUCCUCCUGGACAGCUCACUAAGAAUGCAGCUUCACAAUGAAUGUAAAAUGGAUGCUGUCCAGGAGAUGGGAGGGUCUGGGAGGGAGGGUCUGCUGCUGAUUGGCUGGAAUGUGUCUGCUGCCUGUGAGGUACAGGGUCAAAGUUUACUCAAUGAUGAGUCCGUGGCAAACAGUUCGGCGAACAGUUCGGGAAAUCACUACUGAAUGUGUGUGUGUGUGUGUGUGUGUGUGUGUAUAUAUGUAUAUAUAUAUAUAUAUAUAUGUAUGUAUGUAUGUAUGUAUGUGUGUGUAUAUAUAUAUAUAUAUAUAUAUAUAUAUAUAUAUAUAUAUAUAUAUAUAUAUAUAUAUAUAUAUAUAUAUAUAUAUAUAUAUAUAUAUAUAUAUAUAUAUAUAGCUUAAGCCAAAGAGGUAAGUUUGGUACUCCUAAAACCAUACAAUCUAUGGAUGGAUGACAUUGGACAGAAAAGGUGGGGGCCAGACACAGCCUAAAGGCUGACUGUGCAUCUUGGGAAAUAUAGUUAACUGUUAUCCAAGGUGCUAAGGCUAUCCGUCAUUGACGUAAGGGAUAACUCCAUUGCUUGAUAUUGCCUGGCUGAUGUUUAGUUCUGAAAAGUAACUAAGUGAUUAUUAAUAACAUAACCCUUAAUUAAUUUUAUUUAUUUUUCUUUUCUAGUUUUAUACUAAUUACUGUAUUAUAUCUAUAGAACAGACAUCAUUCAGUUUUAAACUGUAGUGAGACAGGGAUAGUAUGCAAGGAAACAACAGAUUGUAAAGAGAAGCUCCGUGAAAUGUCGUUAAGGAGAACAGAUGUAUCCAUUGGUUAGCUUCUAUUUGAAAAAUGCAGCCGUUCAUGGCUACCCCUUUUAUUUGAAACUUAUGCUGAUGACAACCUGUUGAUUAACCCCUGUUGAGUCACUUUCCUCAAGUCCCUUGCUAGACCGUUCAUUUUCUCUUCCGUCUGUGAAUUGCUGGCAAUGAACUUGUUAAAGAUUGUCCCCAUUAGACUCCCUUCAUAUGAAUAACUAAUGGAUCUGCAUCCUUUGUCUACACAGAUCUGACAUUCAGCUGGGGCGACAGGUCAAAGCAGUGGGUGGAGUGGAGUUAAAGUUUGGGCUCGUCAUUCAGCCAAUAGAGAGGAGUGAAAAAGCUCACCCUGUCAAGAGCACAAUUAGACUCUCUUUUUAAUUUCAGUUUUGCAGAGUGCAAAGGGGGCAACGCGGGAAGGCUUAUGAAUAAACAUCACCCACCACUCACACACAUUCAUACAUCAAAUUCAAGCACUUGUUAAAUCCACUCUUUGAGAGUUUUCUCCCAGUAAAGGCGAGGAAAUAAGAUAUUUUUCCGUCUGCAGUGACAGCUAUAGCAUUAAAAGACUGGGGGCCCACAGGGGCUACUGAUGAUGUAUGAUAUUAGCAUCUCAUUAAAUUCUAGGCAUUUUUGGAAUGGUUUUAAAAUCAUCCAAAUGUAAUUUAACGUAUAAUUAUUUUAUAAUCAAGUUCUCUGGAUAAUUGGAAUUAGUGUAAAAAUAAAUAUAUAUAUAUAUAUUUUCCUACCUAUAUAAUGCCUGUGGCUCUCCAUCUGUUAAUGAAAGUGGCUCUUAAACAACAGGAGACACAGGCUGGUCACCAAAUUCUAAACUUUAUCUUGUCUGCUUUCUCAGGUUCUCAUGUGUUCAUAAACUACAUAAAGAAAACUUGGAACUACUUUACUAAUGUACAGCAGUCAAGUGGACAAAGCUUGAUAAUGGGUGGGUAUGAAGAAAAUAAACUUUUCAUUCGAGACUUUUAGGGCCAUUCGUGACUAUUUAUGCUGUAUUAGUUCGGUAGAUAAAACUACCGAACACCGACCGCCCCCUGGCUCAUUAUCUACAAAGGAAACUGUCGAUUGAGCGCUCUCUCUGGGUGACCGCCGUUCGUAUAGCCGAAUGCCACGUGGAAGAGAGAACUGCGGCCAUCUUGUUUGCACGAAAGGAGGCAGCGGGACUUGGUCGUCGAGUCUCUGGAACUAAAUUCGGACACUCGACUUCCCGAACGCCUGCUUCCUUUUCACGAACAGCUAGGAGAGUGCCAUUUGGUAGUUUUCUGCCCACGAACAAGGGGAACAAUCGCUCCUAUGAGCCAGAGGGCUCCAUUCGUGUUUUCUUUCAUUUAUUUGACUUUUUCAAAAUAGACUGACCGCACAACCUAAACUCAUGGAACUGUUUUGGGCAGAAGCCUCGUGUGCGGUUGGUAAAAUGAGACUUCCAUACAAUUCGGAAACACCCGAACUGAUCUGGGUGAUUUUUGAAUAUGUUGGUUACCCAGAUCAGGGCUAUCAGGGAAUAUGUAAUUUUAUAGGGAUACCAUGUGUUUUAGGGUGCUUUCUAAGUUUUGGGGACAAUGUUUUUUCUGCCUGAAGAUAAUUGGGUUAUCCUUUAGUUGACUUAAUUAUUUCACAGUCAGAGAGGAGGGGAUUGUGUGUUUGCAAUGGGAGUGUUUUACUUUGUCACUGUAAAAUGAUUGGUUGUAAUCUUUGUGUCCUGGUACCCAACAAGGUCCAGGUGGGAGGUCCCCUUGCCUGGGGAUUUGCAUAAAAGCCAGUGUGGCAUCAAUAAACCUUCAUUCCUGUUGUACCCUUCAUGAAGUCUAGGCUCAUGUUUGGGUAACUAUCUUCUGGCUGGGGAGAAACUACUUAGAAGCUGCAUUCAUCCUGAACUAUUCAUAUCUACACCCGAACUGCAACUAUAAUCACUAAGGCUCAGCAGUUCGGGAGGAAUAGGCAAACAAGGUACUAUAACUACCAGCGUUCGUAACAGUGGGGCCUAAAGCAAGGUUCUGUUUCAGUUACCAAUCAGAUUUACCCACAAAUCCAUUGGUAAAAUCAAUCCUCUGGAAGGGAAAAACAGGAGAUAACAUGGGCAGAGGGCAACAAAAUGGCUGCACCUGGGUAUUGAGAUCCAGCACAAAGAAGAAAAAAUAAUAAUAUAACUAAAUCAAGUGGCGUGGAAGGAAGUGUAAUUAUUAAGAUACAGGGGGCAUACCAAAGUAAACCAAAUGAAAUAAGUAACAGGGCCACUUUAAGGAUGUUUUUGUGUCUUUUCUGCCCAGUUGUUUGCACUUUAGAAAUCCUUACCCUGUCUACCCAAGUGAGUCAAAAUUACAGAAUAUCACACAUUAAUAGGACAGUUCACUAAAACCUGAUUUGAUAACUACCUACAUCCCAACACUUCAAAUGGUCAAAUAGGGACACUUUAAUUUUAGAGGUGUGGGCAGGGGUGAAACUACUCUGAGAAAGUUUAGGCGACUUACUAAUAACAACUAAACUAUUAAGAACUAUAAUAGUAUGUCUUAUUUACACAGACUGAACUCUAAAGACUUGUAUUGUAGUUUAACCCCUUAAGGACCAAACGUCUGGAAUAAAAGGGAAUCAUGACAUGUCACACAUGUCAUGUGUCCUUAAGGGGUUAAAGGAACACUAUAGUGUUAGGAAUACAAGCUGUAUGCUCCCACAGCCCCCAGCUGUGUAGAAAAAGUUAAAACACUGUUUAUUCACUUACCCGAUUCCAACGCUGAGGUCCCCUCCUCCAACAACGUCUCAGUGACGGGAGAACCACAUAAGCGCUGCGCAUGCAUUAGGCAUUCCUCCAUAGGAAAGCCUUGAAUAAGUGCUUUCCUAUGAGGGUUUCAAGAUGCUGGGCAUCCUCAUACAAAGUGUGUGGAUGUCCAGCGUCAUUUCACGAAGUUAAACUAUGUGUGAAUCGAGAGUCUUAACCCUGCAAUGUAAACAUUAAAGUUUCUCUAAAACGUAAAGUGUUUUAUUUUGCAAGUUUAAGGGGACUGAGACACUGCACCCAGACCACUUAAUUGAAGUGGUCUGGGUGCCUUAAGUGUCCAUUUUUAAAGGCUCCUCACUGUGUGUAUUGUAUAUGUGGAGCUCUGUUCUAUACUUGGACAAAUCAGCCAUAGAAAAGCGGGGCAUUAGGACAGAAUAGCGGGUUUAUGGCCAAAAUUUAGGACUGUUCUUUCUAAAUAGGGACACUUGGGAGGUAUGUAAUUUAUACUCCUCAUAAGCUCUGGAAUUUUUUACUAGUGGGUACCAAUGUUAAGAUCCAAUCUCCCAUGAUACUUUGCCAGGGAUGAGUAUGGCCUAGAUGCCCAUGGGGUUCCUAGACACCUAGAGAACCCCAUAUAAAAAAAAAUGUGGGAAAGAUGCAGAUUUACCAAUAGAAUGAGCCUGCUGGGUCCGCUUGUUUCCAUGGUGACUGCCCCUCUCUCUCUCUCUUUUUUAUUUUAUUUUUUUUAAAGUACAUUAAACUACUUUACAGACCAAGACCUUUUUUUUUUUUUUUUUUCAUUUUACCCCUUGAAAUUCAGGCACUCCUCAAUGACAUUGAGCAUCCUCAUAAUUUUGAGGUACAGAACGUGAUUCAAUUUGUAAAAGUCAUCAUGUUCUUGGAGAAAGAAAUGGCUAUGUUUUACAUUGCCAGAGAAAAUUGAUGAGGUCUAUGCACCAAAGGCAAUACAUUUAAGAUGAAGUGGUUUUGGUACUCAGUAUUCUUUUUUUUUUUCUUUUUUUAUUGUGCUUUAAUUUCUUUAAAUAAAAUGUAUAUAUUUUUGCAUACAGUAUUCUACCUGCAAGAGGGCUUUGCGUUUAGUUCUGCUAUUGUGGAGGAUUAAUGUACUGAAGUAGAGACCCCUUCCCCAAGCUAACAAACUCAUCUAAGCUUUUUAUCUGAUUAUUUAGAUUUAGCCUUCCAUUGGGCUGUAAGAGAGAAUUAGAAGCAUGGGUGACUCUUUUCAUUAUGCAGCUGGAUUUUAACCCCUUAGUGAGACAGCCUUGUGUUACAUGAUUUGUAUGUCAGGACACAAGCAAUUUUCUCAUAUUAUUUAUAAAGCGCCAACAUAUUCUGUAGUGCUGUACAAUAGGAUAUGUUUUCAACUGUAAUUUACAUCUUUAUCAUUUAUUUGCACUCACACAUAUUAUUUACCUUUUUUUUUUUUCUUCCAAAGAUUGAGAAUACUUUUAAUUUGAUGCUUUAUUUAUUACAUAACUAAAGAGAAAAUGUAAGUAAAAAAAACCUUUUUUUUAAAAAUGUUUUUUACCCAUUCUAAGAGGUGGUCACCUAAUUAGGUAGUCCAGCACAAUAGUUCCUUUAGAUUUUGGUGUGCAAUUAAAAUACGUGACUAAAAGUGGCUUAAUACGUCUGUGUGUUUGUUAGACAAUAGAUUACAUAACUUUUUAAACAGUAUAGUAAUGGAAUCGAUAGUUCCCUCUUUCCCUUAUGUUUUCUACAUAUUCUCUGCCAGAUGUUUCAGAGCAGAGAGAGGUUCAGAUAGUUUCCAUGCAGAGCUUGGAUCAAGUUGUCAGUUUUUUCCGGCAUCUGCUUAAGCAGAUUUUUUUUUUUUUUUACCCCUCUGAUUAACCUUUUCACUGCUGAAACUGUUUGCAAAUUUGGAAUGGAAUCCUGUGGCAACCAAACACUGUUCUAUGCAUAAUACGUGGUUUCCACUUUACCAGUACCUUUGUACUGUUUGUGUUUAUAUGUUUUGCUUGUGUUAAAGUACUAUCUGUUCCAGGGACUCAUGGGAGCAAAUCUAAUGGGCUUGGUAGAUCUCACUGUACUGAGAGAUUCCUAGCCAGCUUCUGGGUUAUGACAUAGUGUGUGUGCUAAUGGGAAGUAUUUUGGUACUUUUUUUUUGUUUUGGUUUUUUGUUUUAGUUUACAGAACAACCAACUGAGAUCCCUGUUUAAGGUUUCUUCAGUACAUACAUCAGGAUCUACUUCCAUUAAAAUUGAUCUGUCGGAGUAUAGGUUCUUGAUCUGUGGUUUGAAUGCCCCAAGGGUUACUUUCAAAUACCUGAUUUUUAAUGGCUAAUGGGAUUUACUGGCAAUAUUACAGGUACAUGAUUAAGAAAAAUUGACACCAGCUGAUUUGGCUGGAAAAGUCUGAUGCCUUUUGACAAUGAUUGUUGUUUUCUUCAUUAUAAAAAAGUAGGGUUGGAGUUUUCCACAACAAAACAAAGCAAAGGUGACAUUGUAUCCUGAUCACCUCAUCUGUUGAUCCAGCCAUUGGAUUUCUCAUGUUGAGGGGACCCCAGGCCAGUUUUAAAGGGACAUUAUAGUCACCAAAUCACAUUUUACUUAAUAAAGAUGUUUUAGUGUAUAUAUCAUUCUCCUGCAGUCUCACUGCCCAAUCCUCUGCCAUUUAGGAGUUAAAUCACUUUGUUUCUGCAGCGUUAGAUACACCUCCCUGCAUGUGACUUAUACAGCCUUCCUAAACACUUCCUGUAAACCGCCAUCUAAUAUUUAUACUUCCUUUAUUGGAAAUGCUGUUUAAUUUAGAAUUUCUUAUCUCCUGCUCUGUAAUUAGCUAGCUAGACCCUUGCAGGAGCCUCUUGUAUGUAAUCGAAGUUUAAUAUACAGAGCAGUAGAUAAGUAACAUUUGAUUGAAAAUAAAAUAAAAAACACUUUGUUUUAAUGCUGCUUGUGUCAGCCAGGGAUGCAUAAAUAGAUCAAAAGUGACUUAACUCCUAAAUGGCAAUGAGAAUUGAGCAAUGUGACUGGAGAGACAAGAUAUAUACGCUAAAACUGCUUCAUUAAGCUAAAGUUGUUUUGAGGACUAUACCUUCCCUGUAACAAUGGCUGGUUAUUUUAUAACAAAUUGUUACAUUGUGGACCAUGGUCAUUGCCAUGAAGUAAUGAUUAUUCCUGUGUGACCUUAGCUUGCAUCUCUCUCUGUUCCAGAGUAUUUAUUUAUUUUAGGUUUCCUGUUCUUAGACUUUUCAUUGAUGAGGGGAACUAAAUAUCUACCAAAGGCUUGUUCAAGAAGGAACGUGGAUGACAUUACAUGUCUGUCUUGUUUACAGUGCUGUUAGACUGCAAAUUCAGGAGAGCAACGGCUUGUGCCAAAAAGCUUGUUUUAUCAGUCCCCUCCAACCAACCUGUUCUAACCAUAAUCCCUUCCUUCCUAAAUAGGUCUUGUCACAAUGAUUUGCAGUUUGUGGUAGUUCUUCCUGUUAUUCCGUGUUUGCUCAUUGUGGUAAUUGAUUAUGUUGGACUGUACAGCUGAUCAGUCGUUUUUAAUAGUUUGUAGUUCAGUAACAAAUCCCAGACUGCAAAUGACCCACAGCUAAUGUACUUGUUUUUUUGUUUCCAAUACACUGUUCAGUUAGUAAAGUAUUAAACUUAAUUUUUCCAGAUACUACCAACUUGCUGGUGUAUUUCCCGUCCUGCAUUCUGUGAUAGUUCUGAUGUUGAUCUGAAAAGAAGAUAAAGCAUCUCUGCCUCUAAUAUCCUGUAAUAGGCCCCCCAAAUUGUCAGAGGUGAUUGCAGUGGAGUACAUAUGUGUGUCUUGGGUCAUAGCAGUAUCUCUCUCCCCAGGGCUUCUGUAUAGUUACAGAGCUGUGUCUGGCUCUCAUGUUACAUGCUGGGGGAUAGCCCUACGGUUCUGUAUGUACACCAGAUGUUGGGCUGGGCUCAGCACAUAGGAAUGGUUGGAUUCCCAGCUGCUACCUUGUUCUCCUGUUUCAUGUCUGGGAUACAGGCCGGGGCCACGCAGUGCCGCCAGGGUGUGGAUCUUGUUAAUGGAGAUUCCUGCUGUGUUUCUAAACAUUACAAGUAUAUCCCACUACCAUAGCACCUUCCUAUGGAAAGCAUCCCCGAAAUGUCAAUAGCACCUUGUACAGAGCACUGUUCUAUAUCCUUAUUGUGACCUCUACUUUGAGAGAUAUGUAAAUGGCACAAAAGGCUGUGAUAAAACUUUUUUGUAAUUUGAAAAUGUUGGCAAUGGCCAUAAACAAAAGGGGUUUUGCAUGAAGUGCAAUUCUAGGUCAAAGUUUAAAAAUAUAUGUGCAAUCAGCAGGAACAUUCAUUUAGUUUUAAAUGUUCAAAGUGCAUCCAAGGAUUCUACUUCAUUAACAAUGUCUGUAGUAUUGUUGGCAAAUGGAGACGCUGCUGGUAGUUAAAGUCUGACUAAUUUAAAAAGUUGUGUUUUUUUUCUUUCUUUUUUUUCAGGGAGAUGUGA
Molecule: messenger RNA, 47481 nt
Organism: Pelobates cultripes (western spadefoot toad)
Lineage: Eukaryota; Metazoa; Chordata; Amphibia; Anura; Pelobatidae
Source: the annotation of a GenBank genome assembly